Messenger RNA from Xyrauchen texanus (razorback sucker), 48301 nucleotides. It is a transcript of the gene ttn.2, whose product is annotated as titin, tandem duplicate 2. Lineage: Eukaryota; Metazoa; Chordata; Actinopteri; Cypriniformes; Catostomidae. The annotation marks the transcript as partial. The record is from RefSeq and is a predicted model, not a curated record. Gene Ontology annotation, molecular function: protein binding. The transcript is spliced from 90 exons.
GAGUGUGAAUAUGCCUGUGGAGUAGAUGACAGGAGAUCCAGAGCCCGUCUCUUUGUUGAAGAGACCGCAGUGGAGAUCGUCAGGCCACCCCAAGAUGUAUUUGAGCCCCCAGGAUCAGAUGCUGUUUAUGAAGUUGAGCUUAACAAAGACAGAGUUGAAGUCAAAUGGUUGAGGAACAACAUGACCAUUGUUCAAGGUGAUAAGUACCAGAUGAUGAGUGAGGGUAAGAUUCACCGACUUCAGGUCUGUGAAAUUAGGCCGCGUGAUCAAGGCGAAUACAGAGUCAUCGCCAAAGACAAAGAUGCCAGAGCCAAGCUUGAGCUUGCUGCUGUACCAACAAUUAAGACCUUGGAUCAAGACUUGGUGACAGAUGCUGGAAAGCCAUUUGUUAUGGCAGUUCCUUAUAAUGCAUACCCGCUUGCUGAGGCAGAAUGGUUCUUCAAUGAAAUUAGUCUGCCAAAAGAGAAUAUUCACACAUCUGCUGACAGGACAGAGUACAGACUCAAGGACACUAAGAAGUCAGAGGAAGGCCGUUAUAAAAUCAUCAUCAAGAACAAACAUGGAAAAGGGGAGGCUUUCAUAAAUCUAAAAGUUGUUGAUGUUCCUGGUCCUGUGAAGAACCUACAGGUUGUUGACACUGCUGAUGGUGAGGUCAGCAUUGCCUGGGAAGAGCCUGAGAGUGAUGGUGGCAGCAAGAUUUUGGGUUAUGUGGUUGAGAGACGUGAUAUCAAACGCAAGACCUGGACUCUGGCAACUGACAGUGCCGAAAGCACAGAAUACUGUGUAACCGGGUUACACAAAGACUCCAAGUACCUGUUCCGUGUCUGUGCACGCAACAGAGUUGGAAGCGGGCCCAGUGUUGAGACAGAUAAAGCUGUUCAAGCUAAGAAUAAGUUUGAUGUUCCUGAUGCACCACAGAAUGUUAUUGUUGGAAAUGUCAACAAGUUUGGUGCCACAGUUUCCUGGGAAUCACCACUGUACGAUGGUGGAUCUGAGAUCACAUCAUACAUCAUUGAGCUCCGCGACAGGACUUCUGUGAGCUGGUCUCCAGUCAUGGUGACCAAACCACAUGAACGCACAGCUAUCAUUAAUGAUGUUAUUGAAAAUAAAGAAUACAUAUUCCGCGUGAAGGCUGAAAACAAGGCUGGAAUUGGCAAGCCAAGUGCCGCAACUAACCCAGUCAAGAUCAUGGACCCCAUUGAGAGGCCAAGUCCCCCACUGAACUUGACACAUUCUGAACAGACUAAGGACUCUUGUCUGUUGACCUGGGAGACUCCCUUAAAAAAUGGAGGUACAGUGAUCACUGGCUACAUCAUUGAGAGGCGUGAAGAGGGUACAGACAAGUGGCUAAGAUGCAAUGCCAGGCUUUGCCAGGAUCUGCUCUACAGGAUUUCUGGCCUAAAGUUUGGAAAACAAUACAGCUAUAGAGUCCUUGCUGAGAAUGCUGCCGGUCAGUCUGACCCCUCCAACAUUGUUGGACCUGUGUUGGCAGAUGACCCACACUCUGCACCUACUCUGGACUUGAGUCUAUUUAAGGAUGGUCUGGAGGUUAUUGUCCCUCACCAUCUUGCAAUUCGUGUCCCCAUCAGUGGGUACCCAACGCCCACAGCAAAGUGGACUUUUGGUGAAAAUGAGCUUGCAGCUGGUGACCGUGUGUCCAUGGCAACAAAAACUACCUUCACAGAGCUUGUUAUCACCCCAAGUGUGCGGCCAGACAAAGGCACAUACUCCUUGACACUGGAAAAUGAUGUGACCAGUGUCUCGGGAGAGAUUGAAGUUAAUGUCAUUGCAUCUCCGAGCGCACCCAAAGACUUAAAAGUUGCAGAAGUGACCAGAAAACAUGUCCACUUGAUGUGGGAGGCACCUGAUCAUGAUGGAGGGAGUCCAAUCACUGGCUACCAGGUUGACAAACGUGAUGUGUCCAGGAAAACCUGGGUGAAGGUGAUGGCAGGUUUGCAAGACCAGGAAUACACAAUUACAGAUGUAAUUGAGGGCAAGGAGUACUUGUUCAGAGUUAUUGCCUGUAACAAAUGUGGCCCUGGAGAACCUGCUUACACUGAUGAGCCAGUGAAUGUGUCUUCACCUGCUACUGUUCCAGACCCACCAGAAAACCUUAAAUGGAGAGAUAAGUCUGCCAGCAAGAUCUUCCUGUCAUGGGAGCCUCCCAAGUGGGAUGGUGGUGCUGGAAUUAAAGGUUAUAUUGUUGACAAAUGUCAACGUGGCAGUGACAAAUGGGAGCCAUGUGGGGACCCAAUUCCUGAGUUAAAGUUUGAAGUGACCGGUCUCAUUGAAGGGCAAUGGUAUGCUUAUCGUGUGAGAGCUUUGAACAAACUUGGUGCCGGCAAGCCUUGCAAGGCAACAGAUGAGAUCUUGGCUGUUGAUCCUAAAGAACCUCCAGAGAUCCAGCUGGAUGCAAAACUGCUGGCUGGCUUGACUGCUAAAGCUGGCACAAAGAUUGAACUUCCUGCUGACAUUACAGGCAAACCAGAGCCUAAAGUCAAAUGGACCAAAGCUGACCUAGUCCUAAAGCCAGAUGAUAGAAUUGCUAUUGAUACCAAGCCAGGCCAUUCCACUGUGUCCAUUGCUAAGUCCAAGAGGGAUGACACUGCUACAUACAUCAUUGAAGCAGUCAACAGCAGUGGACGUGCAACUGCAACCGUUGAUGUCAACAUUUUAGAUAAACCUGGUCCUCCAGCUGCUUUUGAUAUCUCUGAAAUCACCAAUGAGUCCUGCUUCUUGGCCUGGAAUCCACCAAGAGAUGAUGGUGGCUCAAAGGUGACAAACUAUAUUGUUGAGCGGAGGGCUACAGACAGUGAGAUCUGGUACAAGUUGUCCUCGACCGUGAAGCAGACCACUUAUAAGGCCACCAAACUCGUGGCUUUCAAGGAGUAUGUCUUUAGAGUCUAUGCUGAAAAUCAGUUUGGCAUUGGUGCCCCAGCAGAACAUGCCCCAAUUAUUGCCAGAUACCCCUUUGAUUCUCCUGGUCCUCCAUACAAAUUGGAGACAUCUGAAAUUGCAAAGGAUGCAGUAACUCUGACCUGGUAUGAGCCUGAUGAGGAUGGUGGAAGUCCUAUUACUGGCUACUGGGUAGAGAGAUAUGAGCCUGACAAUGACAAAUGGAUUAGAUGCAAUAAACUGCCUAUCAAGGAUACAAAUUUUAGGGUAAAGGGUCUGCCCACAAGAAAGAAGUACAAGUUCCGUGUUUUGGCAGAGAAUCUGGCUGGACCUGGCAAACCAAGCAAAGAGACAGAUCAGAUUUUGAUCAAAGAUCCAAUCGAUCCUCCAUGGGCUCCUGGCAAGCCCACUGUCAAGGAUGUUGCCAAAACAUCUGCCUUCCUGCAAUGGACAAAACCUGAGCAUGAUGGUGGUGCAAAGAUCGAGUCCUAUAUCAUUGAGCUCCUCAAGAGUGGAACUGACGAGUGGGUUCGUGUAGCUGAUGGUAUUUCCUCUCUUGAAUACUUCCUGAGAGGAUUAAUGGAGAAGCAAGAGUACUCUUUCCGAGUAAGAGCUGUCAAUGCGGCAGGCGAAAGUGAACCGAGUGAGCCAAGCGAUCCAGUGCUUUGCAAAGAGAGACUCAAUCCUCCAUCACCACCAAGAUGGCUUAAUGUAGUUACCAGCACCAGGAACAGUGCUGAAUUGAAAUGGACAGCACCUGAGAGAGACGGUGGCUCUCCAAUCACAAACUACAUUAUUGAGAAGAGAGAUGUGAGACGCAAGGGCUGGCAGGCUGUGGACACCACUGUGAAAGAGCUGAAGUACACUGUUACCCCGCUGAAUGAGGGGUCCCUCUAUGUGUUCCGUGUAGCUGCAGAGAAUGCCGUUGGACCCAGUGAAUACUGUGAACUUGUGGACUCUGUUCUCGCCAGGGAUACUUUCAGUACCCCUGGACCCCCAUAUAAUCUGACCAUUACUGAGGUGUCAAAAACUCAUGUUGACCUUAAAUGGGAAGCACCUCAGAAUGAUGGUGGCAGACCAGUCUUGAGAUAUGUCAUUGAGAAAAAGGAGAAGCUUGGAACCCGUUGGGUGAAAUCUGGAAAGACUUCAGGUCCUGACUGCCAUUACAGAGUGACUGAUGUAAUUGAGGGGACUGAAGUGCAGUUUCAAGUCUGUGCUGAGAACGAGGCUGGAGUUGGUCACCCAAGUGAACCCACUGAUAUUGUGUUAAUUGAGGACCCAACAGGCCCCCCAUCACCUCCACAGGAUUUGAAUAUCACAGAGGCAGCCAGAGAUCAUAUUUCUAUUGCAUGGAAGGCACCAGACAAGAAUGGAGGAAGCCCUGUUAUUGGCUACCAUAUUGAGCUCUGUGAGUCCGGAACUGAGAAGUGGAUGAGAGUCAACUCUCGUCCUGUCAAAGAGCUGAAAUACAGAGCAGGGGAUGAAGAGGGCAUUGUUCCUGAAAAGCAGUAUACCUUCAGAGUCCGUGCUGUCAAUUCUGUUGGUGCCAGUGAACCGUCUGACAUUUCUGAGAAUGUAUAUGCCAAAGAUUCUGACUGCAAUCCAACCCUUGAUUUCCAAACCAAGGACCUUGUUGUUGUGGAAGGUGAAAAGAUGCACCUCCCUAUUCCAUUUAAGGCUGUGCCAUCACCUAAGAUUACAUGGCACAAAGAUGGAAAUGAAAUAAAGGCUGAUGACAGAAUCUUCUUCAGAACUGAGUACACAGCCUGCCAUCUAGAAAUUCCAAGCUGCUUACAUGCUGAUUGUGGCCAAUACAAAGUUACUCUUGAGAACAGCCUUGGUUCAUCUAGUGGAACAAUCAAUGUUAAAGUUAUUGGCCUUCCCGGACCAUGUAAGGAAAUUGUUGCUAGUGAGAUUACCAAGAGCUCUUGCAAGGUGUGCUGGGAUCCUCCAGACUAUGAUGGUGGUAGCCCCAUUCUCCUUUAUGUCCUGCAACGCAGAGAAGCAGGCAGGAGAACCUACGUCAACGUUAUGUCUGGAGAAAACAAAUUGAGUUGGCAGGUUAAGGAUCUCAUUCAAAAUGGAGAGUAUUACUUCCGUGUCAGAGCUGUGAACAUGAUUGGUGGUGGUGAAUUCAUUGAGCUUCGUAACCCUGUAAUUGCUGUAGACCAGAAGCAACGUCCUGAUCCACCAGUUGAUGUGGAAACAAACAACCCUACUUCUGAUACGGUGACCCUUACCUGGAAGCCACCCAUGUAUGAUGGUGGAAGCAAAAUUAUGGGUUACAUUCUUGAGAUGAUGAUGAAAGGGGAAGAGAAUUUCAUGAGAUGCAAUGACUUCCUUGUGCCAGUGUUGUCUUACACUGUUAAGGGGUUGAUGCAAGGAAAACAAUAUCAGUUCCGUGUGCGUGCCGAAAAUGCAGCUGGUGUUAGUGAUCCCUCACGCAGCACACCGAUGAUCAAAGCCAUGGAUGCUGUUGAUCGUCCAAAGGUAUUCCUAAGUGGUAAUCUACAAUCAGGCUUGAAUGUGAGACGAGGUGAAGAGAUCCGGUUGGAUGCCUACAUCUCUGGAUUUCCGUACCCCCAAAUCACAUGGACGAGGAACAAUUCAGCGAUUUGGCAAGAGCCACUGAAGAAGAGACCAGAAAAGCCUAUUAAGAAGAAGAAGGAGGAAAAGAAGGAGCCAAUUACAGAGAAGAAGGAAGACAAAGAUGAGAAGAAGGAGGAGGACAAGGAAAAGAAGGAGGAAGACAAAGAGAAAAAGGAGGAGGAGGAGAAGAAGGACAAGGAUAAAGAGAAGGAAAAAUUGGAGGAACCUGAGGAGCCUGAAGAGGCAUACCACCCAAGCUUAAAUGAACGUCUUACACUCGACACCAAGAGGAAGGGUGAAUCCUUCAUUAUUGUUCAAGAUACUAUCAGGGGGGAUCACGGUGUGUUCACCAUAAAAGUGGAGAAUGAUCAUGGUGUUGCCUCAGCUUCCUGUGAAGUUAAUAUCCUUGAUACUCCUGGUCCCCCGGUGAAUUUCAAAUUUGAGGAGGUAAGGAAGAACUCAAUCCUCUGUAAGUGGGAUCCCCCUCUGGAUGAUGGUGGUAGUGAAAUCCUGAACUACAUAUUGGAAAGAAAAGAUAACUCCAAGAUAGAGCUUGGAUGGAUCACUGUCACAUCAACCCUCAGAGGCUGCAAAUAUCCAGUGACAAAACUCAUUGAGGGCAAGGAAUACAUCUUCCGUGUCACUGCAGAGAACAAGUAUGGUCCUGGAACACCAUGCAUCUCCAAACCUGUCAUAGCAAAGAAUCCAUUCGAUCCUCCAGAGGCACCAGAGAAACCUGAAAUUAAGGAUGUUACAGCCAACAGUAUGCUUGUUACCUGGACAGAACCCAUUGACAAUGGCAGCCCCAUUCUGGGAUACUGGGUUGAGAAACGAGAAAUUAACAGUACACACUGGGCAAGAGUAAAUCGCAGCACUGUUCCUGAUCUUGAAAUAAAUGUGGAGGGUCUUUUGGAGGGUUUGACAUACAUUUUCAGAGUCUGUGCAGAAAAUGUGGCUGGACCUGGAAAGUUCAGCCCCGCAUCAGAACCAAAAACAGCACAGGCAGCAAUCAUGCCUCCUGGUCCACCAAUCCCGAGGAUUGUUGACACCACAGACUAUUCAAUUGAAGUUGAAUGGGAUCCUCCUGCAGACAAUGGAGGUGCAGACAUCUUUGGUUAUCAUGUUGACAAAAUUGUUGCUGGAACCAAGGACUGGUCACGAGCCACAGAGAGACCACACAAGAACCGCACCUUCACUGUGUUUGGUGUUAGAGAAGGCGCAAAAUACAUUGUCCGUGUUGUGGCGGUCAAUUGUGUGGGUGAAGGUGCUCCUGGACUUACGGAUGCUGUAAUUGUGAGAAAUCCUGCAGAGGUUCCAGUCAUCGAGCUUGAUAUCACAGUGAGAAAUGGUGUUGUUGUUAGAGCUGGAGAGAUGCUGAGAAUCCCAGCACAUGUGACUGGAAGACCUCCUCCAUCCUUGAAAUGGACAAAGGACGAUGGUGCAUUAGAGAAAGACCGCAUGGAGGUAGAAGAAGCUGGACAGGACAGCACUCUAAUCAUUAGUUCCACAAAGAGGAGUGAUCAUGGCAAAUACCAAAUUCAAGCAGCAAAUCCAAGUGGCAUUAAAUCUGCAUGGACCAGGGUUGAAGUUAUGGAUGUUCCUGGACCAGUUCUUGACCUGAAGCCUGUUGUGGUUACCAGAAAGUUGAUGAUGUUGAAUUGGUCUGAUCCUGAAGAUGAUGGUGGUAGUGAUAUUACAGGAUUUAUCAUUGAAAGGAGAGAACCAAAGAUGCACACUUGGAGACAACCCAUUGAGACCGUUUCAUCCAAAUGCGAGAUUGUAGGUAUUAUUGAGGGACAGGAGUACAUUUUCCGUGUUGUGGCUAAGAACAAGCAUGGAUGUGGUCCCCCAGUCGAUCUUGGACCUAUCCGUGCUGUGGAUCCUCAAGGUCCACCAACUUCUCCUGAAAAGUUCCACUAUACAGAGAGGACUAAGUCCUCUGUUACCAUUGAAUGGAGGCCACCCCGUAAUGAUGGUGGUAGUCCAAUCAUUGGGUACAUCAUUGAGAAGAAGCGUCAAGAUGAACCAGCUUUCCAGCGUGUCAACCCAGAGCUGUACACUGCUCAAAUUAUGACCAUUGAUAAUCUUGAUGAGUUGCACAUGUAUGAGUUACGUGCAAAGGCUGUUAAUGCAAUUGGUGAAAGUGAGCCCUCAAUUACCAUGACUGUUGUUAUUCAGGAUGAUGAAGUGGCUCCAACUCUCCAUUUGAUGAAGCAGUUCAAGGGCGAUUUGAUCAGAGCUAGGAAAAAUGAACCCAUUGAGAUUCCUGCUGAAGUCACAGGCCUGCCAAUGCCAAAGAUUGAGUGGCUGAAGGAUGAUGUUGUCAUUGAUAAUGUCACAGAGAAUCUCCUUAUGGAAACCAAAGAGACUGACAGAGUGACAUCACACACAAAACUCUCAAUCCCUGGUGUUGUGAGAUUGGACAAGGGCACAUACACCGUUACUGCCUCAAAUCGUUUGGGAUCAGUCAGUCAUUCCAUCACAGUGGAAGUGCUGGAUCGUCCAACACCACCCAGAAAUAGUGCUGUUUCAAAUAUCAAAGCUGAAUCUUGCCAGCUUACCUGGGAUGCCCCGUUGGAUACUGGUGGCAGUGAGCUUACCAACUACAUUGUUGAAAUGAAAGAUCUUAAUGUUGAAGAUCCUGAAAAAGCUGAGUGGGUGCAGGUUACCAACUCCAUUAUCGAGAAGCGAUAUGGGGUAUGGAACCUGAAAACAGGUGGCAGCUAUAAAUUCAGAAUCAAAGCUCAGAACAAGUAUGGAAUAAGUGAGGCCUGUGAAACUGAAGAAGUUCAGAUUAAGGAUCCCUUUGCUCUCCCUGGCCCACCUGAGAAGGUCACUAUUGCAGAGUACUCUAAGGCCCAUAUGUUACUGACAUGGGAACCCCCUACAGACAGUGGUGGUUCUACAAUUACUGGUUACUGGUUGGAGAAGCGUGAAAAGGGUACUUCCUAUUGGUCUCGUGCGAAUAAAGCCCUGGUGUCAAAACGUGGUACGAAAGGCUGGGAAUACCAGGUUACUCGACUCAUUGAGGGAAUGGAGUAUGAAUUCCGUGUGAUGGCUUGCAAUGCUGCUGGUAUUGGACCACCUAGUGCAAUCUCAGAGUCUGCCUUUGCUGUCGAUUGUCUGACUCCACCUAGCAUGCCAGCAGCCCCUGAGGUUGCUGACAAAACCAAGCAUAGCGUCACCCUUGCAUGGACCCCACCAGCUAAAGAUGGUGGUCGUCCCAUCAAAGGUUACAUCAUUGAGAUUCAGGAUGAAGGCACAUCUGAGUGGGCCAGGAUCAAUGAUGCUGAUAAUCUGCAUCCUACCACUGAUUUUACCAUUCCAAAUCUCCCAGAGCUUAAGAAAUACAGAUUCAGAAUCAUUGCAGUCAAUGAUAUUGGCGAGUCUGAGCCAAGCCCAAGAACCACUGAAGUUCGCAUAGAGGACAUUCAAACUGCACCAAAGAUCUUUAUUGAUAUCAGUGCACAUGAUCUGCUGUGCAUUCGUGCUGGAACUCCAUUUAAGAUUCCAGCAACUAUCACAGGACGUCCUGUUCCUAAAGUUACAUGGGAGUUUGAUGGCAAAGCAAAGACAGAAAAAAAGGAUCGUCUCCAUGUCUUACCAAUAGAUUCACAGGUUGAAUCUACUGACACUACCUCCAAUGUUUCAAUUCCUGUGAGUUUGAGAAGCCAUUCUGGCAGGUACAUAAUUACAGCAAAGAACAAAUCAGGACAGAAACACAUCAACGUCAGAGUAAAUGUGCUUGAUGUUCCCGGAGCACCCAAAGAGCUCAAGGUUACAGAUGUCACCAGAACCACAAUGAGACUCAUUUGGAAACUGCCAGAUAAUGAUGGUGGUGAGAGAAUUAAGAGUUACUUCAUUGAGAAGAAGACUGUCAAUGGAAAGGCUUGGACAACUGUCAAUGCUGCUUGUGCUAGCAUGGCAUUUGUUGUGCCCAACCUCCUUGAGGGACAGGACUACCUGUUCCGUGUUCGUGCUGAGAACCGCCUCGGCUUUGGACCAUAUACAGAGACCACAGAACCUGUUAGGGCAAGGGAUCCCAUCUAUCCUCCUGAUCCUCCAACCAAGGUGAAAAUUAACCUUGUUACCAAGAACACUGUGACUCUGACAUGGGUGCCUCCCAAGAAUGAUGGUGGGGCACCAGUAAAGCAUUACAUUAUUGAGAGACUGAGCUGGGAUACAAGUGGUCCACAGAAAGAGACUUGGAAACAAUGCAAUAAGAGAGAGGUUGAAGAAACUCACUUCAUUGUUGAAGACCUUAAGGAAGGUGGCGAAUAUGAGUUCCGUGUUAAAGCUGUGAAUGAAGCUGGCCCAAGCAGACCCUCUGUGACUGCUGGACCAAUUAUCAUUAAGGACCAGACAUGUGCUCCAAGCAUUGAUCUGAGAGAGGCUUUAGAAGGCGCAGAAGGAUUUGAUGUCAACAUUGUUGCCAGGAUUCAGGGCUGUCCAUUCCCAUCUCUUGUCUGGCAGAGGGCUCCACUGGACAAGCCUGAUGACAAAACUUCUGUGCAUUAUGACAAACAUGUCAAUAAAGUUGUUUCUGAUGAUAAAUGCACCCUGUUAAUUCAGCAAUCCAAGAGAGAUGACAGUGCAGUGUACAUUCUCACAGCCACUAACAGCUUGGGCACAGCCAACAAGAGUAUCAAACUUACCAUUUUGGGAUGUCCUGGAGUACCUGUGGGACCAAUCAAGUUUGAGGAGGUCUUUGCUGAAAGGAUUGGCCUGUCCUGGAAACCACCCACAGAUGAUGGCGGUUCCAAGAUUACAAACUAUGUUGUUGAAAAGCGUGAGGAGAACAGAAAAACAUGGGUCCAUGUCUCUAGUGAUCUGAAGGAAUGCCAAUGCACUGUACAAAGACUUACAGAGGGCCAUGAGUACGAGUUCCGUGUUAUGGCUCAGAAUAAAUAUGGAAUUGGACCACCCUUGUACAGUGAACCUGAGAAAGCACGGAACCUCUUCACUGUACCUGGCCAAUGUGAGAAGCCAACAGUUACAGAUGUUUCACUUGAAUCUAUGACAGUCAACUGGGAGGAGCCAGAAUAUGAUGGUGGGUCUCCAGUAACUGGUUACUGGCUUGAGCGUAAGGAAAUUACAGCAAAGCGCUGGACAAGAGUGAAUCGUGAUCCUAUCAGAAUCAUGCCUCUCGGUGUUUCCAACAUUGUAACUGGUCUCAUGGAGGGUGCCAUCUACCAAUUCCGUGUUAUUGCAAUUAAUGCUGCUGGAUGUGGUUUACCUAGUGUGCCUUCUGAUCCUGUUGCAUGUAGAGACCCUAUUGCACCUCCAGGACCUCCGACACCAAAAGUAACAGAUUGUACCAAGUCAACUGUGGAUCUUGAAUGGAUUCCUCCACUUAAUGAUGGUGGAUCUAAGAUCACAGGCUAUUUUGUUGAGUACAAAGAAGAAGGACAAGAGGAAUGGGAGAAGGUUAAAGACAAGGAAAUUAGAGGCACCAAGUUUGUUGUUCCUGGCCUAAAAGAGCUUGGACUCUACAGAUUCAGAGUGAGGGCUGUAAAUUCUGCAGGUGUGGGAGAACCUGGUGAGGUUGCUGAAGUGAUCGAAGUCAAGGACAGAACAAUUCCCCCCGAGGUUGACCUGGAUGCUACAGUCAAGGAAAAAAUUGUGGUUCAUGCUGGUGGGGUAAUCCGUAUCCUGGCCUUUGUGUCGGGCAAGCCUGCACCAGAGAUUAUUUGGAAUGGGGAUGAUGGUGAUUUGCCAAAGGAAGCUGCUGUAGAGACCACUGCUAUAAGUUCAGCUAUGGUUAUCAAGAAUUGCAGGAGACAUCACCAGGGUAUUUACACAUUGACUGCUAAGAAUGCGGGUGGUGAAAGGAAGAAAGCAGUCAUUGUUGAAGUAUUGGAUGUCCCUGGCCCUGUGGGUCAGCCAUUCUCUGGUAAGAAUCUUACCAAUGAUUCUUGUAAGUUGACAUGGUACUCACCUGAAGAUGAUGGUGGCUCAGCUAUCACCAACUAUAUCAUUGAAAAGAGAGAAGCUGACCGCAGGGGCUGGACUUCAGUGACAUAUACUGUCACUAGACAUAAUGCAGUGGUCCAGGGUCUACUUGAUGGAAAGGCUUAUUUCUUCAGAAUUGCAGCUGAAAAUAUUAUUGGAAUGGGUCCAUUUACUGAGACGUCAGCACCAGUUCUCAUCAAGGAUCCUUUCUCUAUCCCUGAGCGCCCAGAGGAUCUUGAGGUGACGGCUAUCACAAAUGAUUCAAUCAGUGUGGCAUGGAGACCUCCAAAGUAUGACGGAGGUUCAGAUAUUACAAGCUAUGUUCUUGAGGUCCGUCUUAUUGGACAAGACAACUUCAACCGCAUUGCUAUAGAGGACAAACUGAUGGAUCGUAAAUUCACACACGUGGGUCUUAAGGAAGGCUCUUCUUAUGAAUUCCGUGUUAGUGCUGUGAAUCAGAUUGGUCAAGGCAAGCCUUCUUUCAGUACCAAACCAGUUACAUGCAAGAAAGAGUUUGAACCACCAACACUUGAUCUUGACUGCCGUGACAAGCUUGUGGUUCGUGUUGGCGAGACUUGCACUGUUCAAGGACGAUACUCUGGCAAACCAACACCAACUAUUAAAUGGCUCAUAAAUGAUGAGCAGCUUCAAGCAAAUGAAGAAAUUGCUCUCACCAGCACAACAAAGACUUUGUGCUUGUCUAUUGAAAAGGCAAAACGGAAUCACAGUGGAAAAUACACUGUGGUUCUAGAAAACUCCAUAGGCUCACGCAAGGGCAUAUGUAAUGUUGUUGUUGUUGACCGCCCACAGCCUCCAGAGGGUCCUGUUAACUUUGAUGAGAUCUACAGGAAUUACAUGGUCAUUUCUUGGAAGCCCCCACUGGAUGAUGGUGGAUGUGCUAUUUCUAACUACAUUGUUGAAAAGAGAGACACCAACAGAGAUCUAUGGAUGCCUGUUACAGAAUCUUGCACAAGAACAUCAUGCAGAGUUCCAAAAUUGAUUGAGGGAAGAGAGUAUAUCAUUAGAAUCUGUGCUCAGAAUAUUCAUGGCAUUAGUGAUCCUUUGGUAUCUGCUGAGACCAAAGCAAGGGAUGUUUUCAAGGUUCCAGAUGCUCCGCAAGCACCUUUAGUUAAAGAAAUCUAUAAAGACACUGCUCUGAUUUCAUGGGUCCAGCCAGCUGAUGGUGGCAAACCAAUCACAAACUACAUUGUUGAGAAGAAAGAGACCAUGGCCAACAUGUGGUCUAGAGCUGGAAAGGAACGCAUUUUCCCUAACACAGAAUACUGGGUUCCUGAUCUUCUCAAGGGAUGUGAAUAUGAAUUCCGUGUCAUGGCAGAGAAUGUGGUUGGUGUUGGUGACCCAAGCCCAGCCUCAAAGCCUAUCUAUGCCAAAGAUCCUAUAGUGAUUCCAAGCCCACCUGUGCUUCCAGUAGCAAUUGAUAAGACAAAAGAGUCUGUCACUCUUUCUUGGCAGCCACCAAAGGACUGUGGCAGAGGCAAAAUCCUUGGCUAUCUCCUUGAGUAUCAGAAAGCUGGUGAUGAGGAAUGGCUUCAAGUAAAUCAGACACCAGACUCCUGCCAGGACACUACAUUCAAAAUUAUCAACCUUGAAGAUGGUGUUCUUUACAGAUUUAGAGUGAAGGCAGCAAAUGCUGCUGGUGAAUCUGAGCCUGCAUAUGUCCCAGAGCCUGUUCGAGCACAAGACAGACUAGAGCCCCCAGAUCUCCUGCUGGAUAUGGGCAUGGCCCGAGAAGUUAAAGCAAUGGCUGGAACCCAUAUUACUAUUAUGGCUGGAAUAAAGGGCAUGCCUUUCCCAAAAGUCACAUGGAAGAAAAAUGAAGCAGAUGUUCCUCCAAGAGCAGAGAUUGAGACAUCUGGAACAGCAAGCAAAUUGGAGAUGCGUUAUUGCAACCGUGCAGAUUGUGGAGAUUACACACUUAAUGUAGAAAAUCCAGCUGGAUCGAAGACCGCCACAUGCACUGUGCUUGUUCUUGACAAGCCUGGACCAGUUCAGAAUCUCAGAGUGUCUGAUGUCAGAAGUGAUUCUGCCCAGCUUUCGUGGAAAGACCCAGAAGAUAAUGGUGGUGCACGUAUCACUAACUUUGUUGUCGAGAAAAAGGAUGCAGCAUCAGCACAAUGGGUGCCAGUCUGCUCAUCAUCUAAAAAACGCAGCAUGAUGGCCAAGCACUUGAUUGAAGGGACAUCAUACAUGUUCCGUGUGGCGGCUGAAAAUCAGUUUGGCAGAAGUGAAUAUGUUGAGACAACAAAAGCUAUCAAGGCAAUAAAUCCACUGUUCCCACCUGGUCCACCAAAAGACCUGCAUCAUGUAGAUGUUGACAAAACCGAGGUUUGGCUGCAGUGGAAUUGGCCAGAUCGCACAGGAGGAAGUGACAUCACUGGAUUCUUGGUUGAGUACCAAGAAGAAGGUGAAAGGGAUUGGAUUGUUUUUAAGACUGUAAGCAUUCCUGAGUGCCAUGUGACUGGACUGGAGGAGGGAAAGACCUAUAGGUUCCGUGUUAAGACAGAGAAUGCUAUUGGUCUAAGUCGGCCAGACACUACUGUGCCAGUCCUUUGCCAGGAAAAACUAGUACCACCCAUUAUAGAGGUUGAUGUGAAGCUGAUUGAAGGAAUCAUUGUGAAAGCUGGAAGCACUAUUAGACUGCCUGCCAUUAUGAGAGGCAUUCCAGUUCCCACUGCCAAAUGGGUUAUUGAUGGAGAGGAAAUCAUGAGUGAAGGCAAUAUCAAAAUUGACACUGACAACUUCUCCACUGUUUUGAGCAUUGCUGAAUGCACAAGAAGUCACACAGGAAUCUAUAUCCUCACAGUGUCAAACUCGGCAGGAAGUAAGACUGUUUCUCUGAAUGUCACAGUACUUGAUGUCCCAGCUGCCCCCAUUGGUCCUGUUAAUAUUCUUGAAGUUACUCCUGACUCUAUGGUAAUUGACUGGCGUCCUCCCAAAGAUGAUGGUGGAAGCCCUGUCAUGAACUAUAUUGUUGAGAAGAGAGAAUCAAAUAAGGAAACCUGGGGAGGAGUUAGUUCUGGCAGCACUGCAACGAGGCUCAGGAUUACUCGCCUGCAGAAGGGAGUUGAGUAUGUUGUAAGAAUAUGUGCUGAAAAUAAAAUGGGAAUUGGUGCACCUCUUGAAAGUGCACCCACUGUAGCCCGACACCAGUUUGAGCCCCCUGGCCAUCCUGGUAAACCAGUUGCAUCUGAUAUUUCUGAGGAUGCACUCACAAUUGGAUGGACAAUGCCACUGUUUGAUGGUGGUAGUCAAAUCAGUGGUUACAUUAUUGAGCGUAGACAUAAGGGUGGCAAAUGGAUUAGAGUGAAUAAAACACCUUGCAAGGACCUUAGAUACAGAGUGCUUGGACUUUUUGAAGGUAAUGAAUAUGAGUUCAGAGUAUUUGCUGAGAAUAUUGCUGGCUUUAGUGGACCCUCACCUAUUUCAGAUCCUGCCAAGCCUUGCAGACAAAUUACAGUUCCAGGGCCUCCAGUCAACCCUAAGGUUAAGGACUACAGUUGCUCAUAUGCUGACUUAGUUUGGAUCAAACCCACAAAGAAUGGAGGCAGUCCAGUCUUAGGAUAUAUCAUUGAAUGCCAGAAAGCAGGUGCUGAGUGGGAACUAGUCAAUAAGGAUGAUCUGAUUAAGCAGUGCGCUUAUAGAGUAAAGGGACUGAUGGAAGACACAGAAUAUAGGUUCCGUGUUAAGGCUGUCAACAUGAUUGGAGAAGGUGAGACAAGGGAAAUUCCAGAGUCUGUUAUUGCUAAGGACAUCCUCAUUCCUCCAGAAAUUGAGAUGGAUGCCACAUGUCAUGAACGUGUGACUGUCCGCGUUGGACAUAAUAUUAACAUUAUUGGAUAUGUGAAAGCAAGACCUGAUCCAGAAAUUACCUGGAGCAGGAGUGAAAAUGUUUUGGAAAGGGACAAGCGCACCACUCUGACAAAUAACUUUCCAGUUGUACAAAUGCGCAUCAAGGAAGCAACCAGAGCAGAUCAUGGAAAAUAUACACUCAAGGCUGUUAAUGAAACGGGAGAGGCCUCAGCUACAAUUACAGUAAAUGUACUGGAUAGACCUGGGCACUGCCAGAAUCUUAAGUUGACAUACGUAACCAAAAACUCUUGCAUGGUAUCCUGGGAUGCUCCUGAGGACAAUGGAGGCACUGAGAUUACAAAUUACAUUGUGGAAUGUCGAGAGCCAAGCAUACGAACCUGGUCAAUGAUAUCAUCUGACUGCACAAACCGCAUGGUAAAGGCAAAGCUCAUGGAAGGUCAUGAGUAUUUAUUCCGUGUUUCUGCAGAGAACAAGUGUGGUCCUGGACCAACUACAGAAACCAAAACACCCAUUCUUGCAAUUGACCCACUUCAGAAGCCAGGUGAGCCAGAGAACUUCCAUGUCAGUGAUGUUGGAAAGAACUUUGUUUUCCUUAAGUGGAGAAAACCAGAUUAUGAUGGUGGCAGCCCUAACCUGGGCUACAUUUUGGAGAAAAAACCUAAGGAUGCUGAAGAGUGGGAAAAGCUACAUGACAGUGACCUGAAAGACACUUUCUUCAUGGUAGACAAAUGUGUCGAGAACCAUACCUAUCAGUUUAGAAUCAAGUCAACAAAUGAAGGAGGAACAAGCAACUGGGUUAAGACAUCUGAUGUUCUUGUGAAAGAAGUAGUUCAGAAACCGGUUCUUGACCUGAAAUUUUCUGGUACCAUUGUAGUUAAAGCAGGUGAAUCAGUUAGACUUGAAGCUGGACUUAGAGGAAAGCCGCAGCCUGAAGUUACAUGGGUGAAGGACAAGGAUGCAGGUGAUAACCCAAGGAUCAGUGUUGACACUGGACCAGAUUAUUCCAAGUUCCUCCUGAUUAAAUCUAAACGUAGUGAUACAGGAAAAUAUGUGAUCACUGCUACAAACUCAUCUGGGACAUUCAAUGCAUAUGCCAAUGUCUCUGUUUUGGACAUACCAGGACCUGUCAGAGAUUUGAAGGUUUCUGGGAUUUCUACAGACAAGUGCAGAGUUGUAUGGGAUCCUCCAGAGGAUGAUGGUGGUUGUGAGGUGGAUAGCUACAUUCUAGAGAAGUGUGAGACUAGAAGAAUGGUUUGGUCUACCUACUCUGCCUCCGUUGUCACCAAUUAUUGUAAUAUCACUCGCCUUGUUGAAGGAAAUGAGUAUAUAUUCAGGGUCAGAGCAGAAAACAAGAUGGGAACUGGUCCCUCAAUGGAGAGUAAGCCAAUUAUUGCUAAGACGCAAUACAACAGGCCUGGUCCACCUGAUUCACCUGAGGUCACUAAAAUUGGAAAAGAUGAGAUGACUGUUAUAUGGGCUCCUCCUGAGAAUGAUGGUGGAAAGUCUAUCACUGGUUACAUUUUGGAGAGAAAGGAGAAGCGGGCCGUUCGAUGGGUCCCUGUCACAAAGAGUCCUAUCUCAGAGAGGCGUAUGAAGGUCACUAAUUUGAUCCCUAACCACGAGUAUCAAUUCCGUGUCAAAGCGGAAAAUGAAGUAGGAUUGGGAGAUCCAAGCAAAGCAUCCAGACCUAUAACUGCAAAAGAUCCAAUUGAGCCCCCUGGACCACCUGGUAGCCUUAAAGUUAUCGACAGCACCAAGGCAUCGAUUACACUAAGAUGGGCAAAGCCUGUGUAUGAUGGUGGUGCUCCAAUUAUUGGAUAUCUGAUUGAAAUGAGGGAUAAGGUUGAAAUGGAGGGUGAACAAAAGAGAGAUCCAGAAGAAGGCUGGAAGAAAUGUAAUACUGGUGGACAGCUUGUCAUAACUGAAUUUACUAUUCUUAACUUGGACGAGAAACAGGAAUAUGAAUUCCGGGUUUCUGCUCAAAACCAAGUUGGCAUGGGCCGCCCUGCGAUACUCAAGGAUGCUGUAUCACCAAAGGAGAUCAAUGAGCCUCCAGAGAUUGAUCUUGAUGCCAGCCUAAGAAAAGGACUUAGCGUUAGAGCAGGGUGUCCCAUCAGACUUUUUGCUACAAUUAGGGGAAGACCAACACCUAAAGUGACCUGGAAGCGCCUGGGUGUUGACAAUGUCAUUAGAAGGGGCCAUGUGGAUCAGAUUGAUACAAUGACAUUCCUUGUGAUUCCUGAGUGCUCACGUGAAGACUCUGGCAAAUAUUCUUUGACACUUUCAAAUGCCUCUGGAGAAAAAGCUAUAUUUGUUCGUGUUAAAGUCUUAGAUACUCCUGGUCCUGUUGGUGGACUAGAAGCAACUGAUAUUACAAAGACGACAUCCCAACUUGCAUGGUUACCUCCAGAAAAUGAUGGUGGUAGCCCAAUCCUAAACUACGUUGUCGAAAAGCGUGAGGUAGACAGGAAAACAUGGACAAAUUGCACAAAUGACUUAAAGAAGACAAGCUUCAAAAUUACAAAUAUGACACCAGGAAUAGAAUAUUAUUUCCGGGUCAUGGCAGUUAACAAAUAUGGCUUAGGGGUGCCUCAAGAUUCUCCAAAGUCUUACUUGGCUACAGAUCCCAAGAGUGAGCCUGAUCCUCCAAAGAAGAUGGAUGUAUUGGAAAUUUCUAAAAACAGUGCAACUCUUGGAUGGUUGAAGCCACUUAGAGAUGGUGGGUCAAAGAUUAAUGGCUACAUUGUUGAAUACCAGGAGGAUGGUCAACCUGAGGACAAGUGGAAUUCAUACUCAGUUGUAAAAGACUUGACCAUUGUUGUAGCUGGACUGAAAGAAAACACUAAGUACAGAUUCAGGGUUGCAGCAAGAAACGCUAUAGGAUGCAGUUUGGCGAGAGAAGCUGAGGGCAUAUUUGAGGUCAAAGAACAGCUAUUGGCACCAAAGGUUAUCAUGCCUGAUGUGGUUACAGCAAAGGCAGGAUCUAAACUUUUAGUUGAGGCUCUUGUCUCUGGGAAGCCUGCACCAGUCACAAAAUGGAAGAGAGGCAAUGAUGACAUGGUUACAUCUGAUCGUCUCUUCAUACAAAAGACACCAACCACAAGUGCACUUAUGAUCAAAGAUGUCACAAGAAAGGAUAGUGGUUACUACAGCCUUUCUGUUGAAAACAACAUCUCUAAGGUCAACCAGAUUCUCAGAAUAAUCAUUAUGGAUAAACCUGGUCCUCCAGAGGGCCCUCUAGAAAUUCUUGAGGUAGACAUGGAUGCCUGUGCACUUGCAUGGAAUUCUCCUACUGAGGAUGGUGGCAGCAACAUAACUAACUAUGUUGUUGAGAAGUGUGAUGUGACCAGAGGUGACUGGGUCACAGUUGCAUCUUGUACCAAGACCAGCUGCAGAGUUGGAAAACUCACAGCUGGCAAUGAGUAUGGCUUCCGUGUACGUGCUGAAAAUCGUUUCGGCAUUUCAGAACCAAUUUACUCAGAGAAAAUGAUUGCUAGACAUCCAUUUGAUCCUCCCAGUGAGCCUAGGAACUGCUGUGUCAACAAGAUCAACAAGGAGUUUGUCUUGUUGUCCUGGGAGAAACCAGUGAACGAUGGUGGCAGUCCCCUCAUUGGAUAUUCCAUUGAGCGCAAAGAAAGAAAUAGCCUUCUAUGGGUCAAGGCAAAUGAAAUCCUUGUUCGCUCAACUGAGUAUACAUGCUCUGGCCUCUUUGAGGGCGUGGAGUACACAUUCAGAGUGUCUGCUGUCAACAAGGCAGGACAUGGCAAAUCAAGCAAGCAGACAGAUUUUAUCACUGCAAGAACACCCGUUGAUCCACCAGGUAAACCCGAAGUUCUUGAUGUGUCAAGAAAUUCUGUUUCUCUUGUGUGGAGUCGUCCAAAACAUGAUGGAGGCAGCAAACUUAUCGGUUAUUAUGUUGAGUCUCAGAAGGUUCCAGGUGACAAAUGGGUGAGAAUCAAUGCAAGCAGCCAAAAUGUACAAAAAGAAGAAUACAUUGUCUCUGGACUUGAGGAGGGAGCCCAAUACAAGUUCAGAAUAAUUGCAAAGACAGCAAUAAAUGUUAGUCUGCCUUCAGAGGAAUCAGAUGCUAUCCCAAUUAUUGCAGAGCAUGUUCCACCAAGAGUUGAGAUUGGCCUUGAAAUGAAGAGCUUAAUUGUUGUCAAAGCCGGAGCAAAUGUCUCCCUUGUGGCUGAUGUUUAUGGUAAACCAAUGCCAAAGGUCACAUGGAAGAGAGAUGGUGUUCCAUUGACAUUAGUUGAAGGUAUGAAAAUGACUCAGAAGAUACAUAUGUUCUGCCUGGAACUGUUCUCUGUGACAAGAAAGGAGUCUGGAGAGUACACAAUUGUUGCUGAGAACCCAAGUGGAACUAAGUCUGGCAAUAUUAAAUUGAAGGUUCUUGAUAAACCUGGACCCCCAGCAUCGGUGAAGAUAAGCCAUGUUUUUGCUGACCGGGUGAAACUGAGAUGGGAGCCACCUGUUGCAGAUGGUGGUUCUGAAAUCACAAACUACAUUGUUGACAAACGUGAAACGAGCAGAGCUAACUGGGCACAAGUUACUGCUAAUGUUGGUGGUCAAUCAACGGACUGUUCUGUGGAGAAACUUAUUGAAGGCCAUGAAUAUGAGUUCCGCAUCAGUGCUGAGAACAAGUAUGGUGUAGGAGACCCAAUUGUGACUAACUCUGUGAUCGCCAAGAAUCCAUUUGAUGUUCCAGGGCCAUGUGAACCUCCAGUUAUAACCAAUAUCACGAAGGAUCAUAUGACUGUUAGCUGGAAGGCUCCUGCUAAUGAUGGCAAGGCCACCAUUCUUGGAUAUAUGGUUGAGAAGCGUGAAGCUCAAGACCUCAACUGGGUUAAAGUGAAUAGAAGACCAGUUAUUGACAGGACAAUUAAAGCUGGUGGCCUCACAGAGGCAUCUGAUUAUGAAUUCAGAGUCAUUGCGAUCAAUAAAGCUGGUCUUGGCAAACCAAGUGAUCCAUCAGCUGGUGCACUUGCAUUAGACCCAGUGUAUCCUCCUGGACCACCUGCAUUUCCAAAGGUCAUUGACUCUACACAUAGUUCAAUCAGUCUGUCCUGGACCAAGCCCGCCUAUGAUGGAGGGUGUGAAAUCCUAGGCUACCUUGUUGAGUUCAAGAGAGCAGAUGCAGAAGAUUGGAUGAAGUGCAAUGUACCUAAGAAUCUCCAGGCAACAAAAUUUGUUGUUACUGGUCUUCUGGAUAACACGGAGUACCAGUUCCGUGUCACUGCUGUAAACAAGAUUGGAUUUGGGGAGCCAAGUGAAGUUCCUGGAAAACAUAUGGCAAAGGAUAUCCUACUUGCCCCUGAGGCUGAGCUUGAUGCAGAUCUCAGAAAGGUACUAGUUUUGCGUGCUGGAGUCACAAUGAGAAUUUAUGUACCUCUGAGAGGGCGUCCUGCUCCGAAGGCAACAUGGACUAAGGUCAAUGCGAAUUUGAAGGAGAGACAGGGUCUUAUGAUCAAUACAACUGAAUGGGAUACCUUUCUUUAUUGUGAGGAUAUCAACAGAUAUGAUGCUGGCAAAUAUGUCCUAACUCUAGAAAACAGUAGUGGUACCAAGUCCUAUACCAUUGUUGUCAAAGUACUAGACACGCCUGGACCACCACUUAAUCUGAUUGUUAAGGAGACCUCAAAGGACCAUGUGUCCAUUACUUGGGAUGCUCCAUUAAUUGAUGGUGGUAGUCCAGUCAAGAGCUAUGUUGUUGAAAAACGUCUGGCAGAGAGAAAGGCAUGGACUUGUGUUGCUCCUGAGUGUCCCAAGACAUCUUUUAGAAUUACUAAUCUUGAAGCUGGUAAAGCUUACUGUUUCCGAGUCCUAGCUGAAAAUAUAUAUGGCAUUGGUGAGGGUUGUGAGACAGCUGGACCAGUCAAAGCCUCAGAGCGACCUGGACCAGUUACAGAUUUUAAACCAUCAGAGGUCACCAAGAAUUAUUGCACUCUUGGCUGGAAGAAACCAAUAAGUGAUGGUGGAAGUCACGUUGUUGCAUAUGCUCUAGAGAUCUGUGAAGGUGAAGACAAAUGGAAGCUGCUCAUGAAGUCCAAGCUCACACAUUACACAAUGAAUGAUCUUGAUGAAGGAAAGGAGUACAAUUUCAGAGUAAAAGCCAUAAAUGAAACAUCUGAAGGACUCCCAACAGAGCUCACUGUCUUGGCUAAAGAUCAAAUCGUCCUGCCAGACUUUAACCUUAAAGGCUUGCAAGACUCUAGCUAUGUGGCAAAGGAAGGAAGCACUGUUCGUCUUAAUAUCUGUAUUAUUGGUAUCCCUGCUCCAGCUGUCACUUGGAAAAAGGGUGAUGUUACUUUAUCAGAUAGUGGCAGAAUCUCAGUUGAAUCAACUGCAACAAACACAAUCUUGCUGAUUCGUGAUUGCCACAGGGGUGAUGCUGGCAAAUUUAUUAUAAAUUUAAGAAACAGUGCUGGAACUAAGGAAGCAGCUAUUGACUUAAAGGUUGUUGGUAAGCCUGGAGUCUGCACAGGUCCCAUCAAGUUUGAUGAAAUCACGGCAGAAGCAAUUACUGUUGAAUGGGGUCCACCCAAGGAAGACGGUGGAUCAGAAGUUAGCAACUAUUUUUUGGAAAAGAGGCAUUCUACUGCUAACAAAUGGGUGACAGUUGCCUCUGCAAUUCAGAAGAACUCUAUGAGGGUUACAAGACUUCAUGAUGGAACAGAAUAUAUCUUCAGAGUUUGUGCCGAAAAUAAAUAUGGAAUUGGAGAGUUCCUCAGAUCUGACCCAGUGGUUGCUAAACAUCCAUUUAAUUCACCAGAGGCUCCGGCACCACCUGAGGUUAUGAGCAUUCGUCAUGAGUCUGCUAUCCUAACAUGGUCUGAUCCAAAAGAUACUGGAGGCUCACCUAUCACAGGAUAUUAUGUGGAAUUCAAAGAUAGAAAUAGUUUGAUGUGGAAGAGAUCCAGCAAGACACCUUUGAGAGUAAAAGAAUGCAGAGUGACUGGUUUGAUUGAAGGCCUAGAAUAUGAAUUUAGGGUAAUAGCUAUAAAUGUAGCUGGACUCGGAAAGCCAAGCAAAACUACAGAAUCACUCGUUGCUCUUGAUCCAAUUGAUUCUCCUGGCAAACCUGAUGUGAUCAGUGUCACAAGAAACAGUGUAACGCUCAUUUGGACUGCACCCAAGUAUGAUGGCGGCCACAGACUGACAGGGUAUAUUGUUGAGAAAUUAGAGCAUCCAGGAAAGGUGUGGAUGAAGGCCAAUCAUGUCAAUGUCCAAAGCUGUGCAUACACCGUAACAGACCUACAGGAAGGCUGUACUUGUGAAAUCAGAAUAAGGGCUAAGAAUGCAGCUGGAGCAAUAAGUGCUCCCUCAGAGGCAACUGAGCCUCUUGUCUGCAAAGAUGAAUAUGAACCACCAACUAUCACAAUCGACCCUGAAAUGAAGGAUGGUGUGACUGUGAAGGCUGGAGAAACAAUUGUCAUAACUGCAUCAAGCAUUCUUGGCAAACCACCUCCUACAGCUGUGUGGUCUAAGGGAGGAAGAGAAUUCAAGUCUUCAGAUGUUGUCCAAAUUACAAACACUCCCACAUCUUCAAGUUUGUCUAUUAAGUAUGCCAGCAGAAAGAACACUGGAGAGUACACAAUUACCGCAAGCAAUCCAUUUGGUAUCAAAGAAGAAAAAGUUAAAGUAAAAAUCCUAGAUGUACCUGGACCUCCAGGUCCUAUUGAACCCAGCAGUGUCUCUGCUGAAAAAUGCACAUUGACAUGGUUGCCACCAGAAGAAGAUGGUGGUAGCAGUAUCAAGUCAUAUAUAAUAGAAAAGAGAGAAACCAGCCGCCUUCUCUGGACAAAGCUUGCUGAAAAUGUUAUGGAUUGCCGCUAUAUUGCUAGCAAGCUGAUUAAGGGAAAUGAAUACAUAUUCCGUGUUUCAGCAGUCAAUCAAUAUGGCAUUGGUGACUCAACACCAUCUGGUCCAGUUAAAAUGGUUGAUAGCUUCGGACCCCCUGGGCCACCGUCAAAACCAAAUAUUGAUAAUGUCAGUAAAAAUGCUGUAACAAUUUCCUGGAAGAGACCAGCUGUGGAUGGAGGAAGUGACAUAAGAGGCUAUAGUGUUGAAAGAAAAGAGAGAAGAGGCAUGAGAUGGGUGAGAGCCUCAAAGAAGUCAAUUUCUGAUCUACGUUAUAAGGUAUCAGGCCUGACAGAGGAAGUUGAAUAUGAAUUCCGAGUGACUGCAGAGAAUAAGGCUGGUUUUGGUGAACCCAGUGAGCCGUCUCAACCUGUAAUGACAAAGGAUAUCGCAUAUCCACCUGGGCCUCCAUCCAACCCUAGAAUUACUGACACUACCAAAACAACAGCUACAUUUAACUGGGGUAGACCCUUCUAUGAUGGUGGACUCGAAGUGUCCGGAUACAUUGUUGAACAUAAAAAGGAAGGAGAUGAUGAUUGGGUUCAAGACACAACUACUCCAUUGAGAAUAACUGAAUUUGUAGUUUCAAAUCUACAAUCAGGAGGAAAAUAUUAUUUCAGAGUCAAAGCAAUAAAUUCAGAAGGACUUGGUGAACCCUCUGAAGUUGAACAAGUUGUAGAACUUGUGGAUCGAGAGGAGAUUCCUGACUUUGAACUUGAUGCAGAGCUUAGAAGAACACUUGUUGUAAAGUCAGGUGCUUCAAUCCGCAUAUUUGUACCAAUCAAGGGCCGACCAGCUCCAGAGGUAACAUGGUACAAGGAAGAUGUACCUCUUAAAGGUCGUGCUCAUAUUGACACUACUGAAUCAUACACUCUAAUGGUUAUCCCUGAGUGUACAAGAUAUGAUGCUGGUAAAUAUGUGCUAGCAUUAGAGAAUGUUGCCGGUAAGAAGACUGGAUUUGUCAAUGUUCGCGUUGUUGACACCCCAGGUCCUCCAGUAAAUUUGAAGCCAAGGGAAAUCACAAAACAUAGCAUCACUCUACAAUGGGAGAUUCCAAUUAUUGAUGGUGGUUCAAAGAUAACAAAUUAUAUUAUUGAGAAGCGUGAAGCAACACGAAAGGCCUAUUCAACCGUCACUGCAAAUUGGCAGAAAUGCUCCUACAAGAUUCCAGACUUGGAAGAGGGAGAUGAAUAUUAUUUUAGAGUUUUAGCAGAGAAUGAAAGGGGCAUUGGUGAACCAGCGGAGACACCUGAACCUAUCAGAGCUUCUCAGGCUCCUUCUGCACCAGAUAAUUUAAUUGUUUCAGAUGUAUCUAAGGACACAGCAACUCUUGCAUGGACUAAACCAAAAUAUGAUGGUGGAAGUCGAAUCACUGGUUAUGUGAUAGAGGCCCAGCAGAAAGAUUCUGAUCAAUGGAUCCAUGUGACAACAAUUAAAGCUUUGGACUACACUGCAACAGAAUUGGUGGAAAAUGCAGAAUAUGUGUUCCGCAUCUUUGCUGUGAACAGCUCAGGCAGGAGUGAACCUCGUGAGAGCCGACCAGCUGUAAUCAAGGACCAAAUCACAUGUCCAGGAUUUGACCUUAGAGGCAUAUAUCAGAAGAUGGUGGUAGCUAAAGCAGGUGAUAAUAUUAAAGUGGAAAUCCCAGUUCUGGGCCGUCCAAGACCACUUGUUGUAUGGAAGAAAGAAGAUGAGGAACUUAAACAGACACAGAGAAUAAACAUUGAAAAUACAACAACUUCUACAAUACUCAACAUUAAUGAAAUUAAGAGGAAAGAUGGAGGACAGUAUUCAAUGACAGGAAAAAAUAUCUUAGGAACUGUGACUGAAACCAUAACUGUUCAAGUACAUGAUAUCCCAGGACCUCCAACUGGACCAAUAAAGUUAGAUGAAGUUUCUUGUGACUAUGUUCUAAUAUCAUGGGAAGCUCCAGAAAACGAUGGAGGAGUGCCUAUUAAUAACUACAUUGUUGAGAUGCGUGAGACCACAGGAACAUCAUGGGUGGAACUGGCGGCAACUGUUAUCCGCACAACAUUUAAAGCUGCACGCCUUACAACUGGAAUCGAAUAUCAGUUCCGUGUUAAAGCUCAGAAUCGAUAUGGUGUUGGUCCAUACUUAACAUCAGCACCAGUGGUGGCUGCUUAUCCAUUUGAUGUUCCAGGGCAGCCAGGAAUUCCACAAAUAGCUGCCUUCACCAAGGAUUCAAUGACAAUCAGCUGGAAUGAACCCUCCUCAGAUGGAGGUAGUACAAUUUUGGGAUAUCACAUUGAAAGGAAAGAGAAGAACAGCAUUCUCUGGCAGAGGAUCAGCAAAGCUCUAGUGAUUGGCAAUAUAUUUAAAUCCUCAGGUUUGAUGGAUGGUAUUGCAUAUGAAUUCCGUGUUAUUGCAGAAAAUCUGGCUGGUCUCAGCAAAGCAAGCAAGCCAUCUGAGAUGACAUAUGCACUUGAUCCCAUAGACCCCCCUAGUCAACCAGUGGCACUUAAUAUAACCAGACAUGAAGUUACUCUUCAGUGGACAAGGCCAGAGGGUGAUGGUGGCUUUUCAAUAACUGGAUAUACAGUAGAAAAAAGAGAGCUGCCCAAUGGUCGCUGGCUCAAAGCCAACUUCAGCAACAUUCUUGAGACAAACUUUACUGUAAGUGGUCUAACAGAAGAUGCUUCUUAUGAAUUUCGUGUAUUAGCAAGGAACUCAGCUGGAGCUGUCAGCAAACCAUCUAAACAUUCAGAGGUCAUUGUCUGCAGAGAUGAUAUUGAGGAGCCAAAGAUUGAUGUUGAUGCAAGUUUCAGUAGUGUUGUAGUAGUCAAGGCAGGAGAGGUGUUCAAGCUAGAUGCAAAAGUUAAAGGCCGCCCAAUUCCAUGCUUGGUUUGGACUAAAGAAGAGAAGGAGCUUGAUGACACAGCAAAACUAGAGAUCAAAACAUCCGAUUUCUAUUCUUGUUUGAUUAACAAAGAUUCUUUACGUAGAGAUGGUGGUGCAUACACUCUAACUGCUAGCAAUCCUGGAGGAUUUUCCAAAUUUGUGUUCAAUGUUAAAGUUCUUGACAGACCUGGCCCACCUGAGGGACCACUACAUGUCACAGACAUGACAAUAGAGAAAUGUAUUCUGUCAUGGCUACCACCACUUCAUGAUGGAGGAGCAAAGAUUGAAUAUUACAUCAUUCAAAGACGUGAAACAAGUAGGCUUACUUGGACAAAUGUAGCCACAGAUUUACAAGUAAACCGCUAUAAGGUUACCAAACUGCUGAAAGGAAAUGAAUAUAUAUUUAGAGUCAUGGCUGUGAACAAGUAUGGAGUUGGAGAACCUCUUGAAUCUGAGCCUGCAGUUGUCACCAACCCAUAUGUGCCAUCUGAUCCUCCACAGUCACCAGAAGUUACUUCUAUAACAAAAGAUUCAAUGGUGGUUUGUUGGGGACAUCCUGAACACAAUGGUGGAAGUAGCAUACAAACCUACAUCAUCGAGAGGAGAGAUAAAACUGGCCUUCGUUGGGUAAAAUGCAAUAAAAGAACAGUUACUGAUCUGCGCUUUAAAGUGUCAGGACUAACAUCUGGGCAUGAGUAUGAAUUCAGAAUCCUUGCUGAAAAUGCUGCUGGCUUAAGUGCCCCAAGCCCAUCAAGUCCAUUCUACAUGGCAUGUGACACAAUUUUCCAACCUGGACCCCCUGGAAAUCCAAGGAUUUUGGACACAACUAAGUCAUCCAUUACUAUUGCAUGGAAUAAACCAGUUUAUGAUGGUGGCUCAGACAUUACAGGAUAUAAUGUUGAAACAUGUCUGCCAGAAGAAGAUGAAUGGACGAUUGUCACUCCAAGGGAGGGUCUGACAGCAACAUCAUUCACUAUAACAAACCUUGUAGAAAACCAAGAAUAUAAGAUUAAUAUUUCAGCUCUCAACUGUGAGGGUGUCGGAGAACCUGCCACUGUGCCUGGUUCACCUAAAGCAGAGGACAGACUUCUUCCUCCUGAAAUUGAGCUUGACUCAGACCUUCGCAAAGUAGUAAACAUCAGAGCAUGCUGCACCUUGAGAUUAUUUGUGCCAAUUAAAGGAAGACCUGCACCAGAAAUUAGAUGGUCAAGGGAAAAUGGUGAACCCCUUGAUAGAGCAUCCAUUGAGAUUACACCAUCCUUCACCACUCUGCUUAUUGAGAAUGUUGACAGGUUUGAUGGUGGAAAAUAUGUUUUAACUGUGGAAAACAGUUCAGGAGUUAAAACAGCAUUUGUAAAUGUCCGAGUGCUUGACACUCCUGGUGCACCACAAAACCUUUCAAUCAAAGAAAUCAAAAAAGAUUCAGUUUCACUUAUCUGGGAUCCUCCAAUCAUUGAUGGAGGCUCAAGAAUCAGGCAUUACAUUGUUGAAAAACGUGAAUCAACAAGAAAAGCAUACUCAAUUGUUAAUGCUUGUUGUCCCAAAACAAGUUGGAGAAUUGGGGACUUGCAAGAGGGAAACAUGUAUUGCUUCAGAAUUCUGGCUGAAAAUGAAUAUGGUGUUGGUCUUCCAAUUGAGACAGCAGAGGCUAUCAAAAUCUCUGAGAGGCCUCUUCCUCCUGGCAAAGUAACUCUAAAGGAGGUAACUGGCAAUAGUGUAACUCUGUCUUGGGAGAAGCCAGACCAUGAUGGAGGAAGCAGAAUUACUGGUUAUAUUGUUGAAAUGCAAGGGAAAAACAGUGAAAAAUGGACUCAAGUAAUGACAGUUAAAGUAACAGAGGCAGUUGUUAUUGGUCUGACACAAGGUGAAGAAUAUUCCUUCCGCAUAUCAGCAACUAAUGAAAAAGGAACCAGUGAUCCACGUCCACUCAGUGUCCCAGUGGUUGCUAAGGAUGUUGUUAUUACUCCUGCUUUCAAACUUUUAUCCAGCACAUACAGUGUUCUUGCAGGUGAUGAUCUUAAGAUUGAUGUGUCUUAUGUUGCUCAGCCCAAGGCAGGAGUUACCUGGCAUAAAGAUGGUGUAGCUCUAAAAGAGACAACAAGAGUAAAUACUGAAGUAGCAGAUAGACACCUUUACCUUUUGAUAAAAGAAGCCACACGGGAUGAUGUGGGCAAAUAUACUAUUAAACUGACAAACUCAGCUGGUGAAGCUUCAGCAGAUAUAAAUGUCAUUGUACUUGAUAAACCUGGACCUCCAACUGGCCCAAUAAAAUUUGAUGAAGUAACUGCAGACAGUGUAAUACUAUCAUGGCAGCCUCCAGAGUAUGAAGGUGGAUGUACCAUUAAUAACUACAUUGUGGAAAAGAGAGACACAUCCACCACAAACUGGCAGAUUGUGUCUGCAACUGUUGCCAGAACAACAAUCAAAGCUGCAAGACUUAAGACUGGCUGUGAGUAUCAAUUUAGAAUUGCUGCUGAAAAUAGGUAUGGAAAGAGUUCAGUUCUUCUUUCUGAGCCUGUUGUUGCACAGUAUCCCUUUGAAAUCCCAAGUUCACCGGGAACACCCACUGUACAAUCUGCUACUAAAGAAAGUAUGGUUAUUGUGUGGAACAAACCUAGUUGUGAUGGCGGAAGCAAGAUUUUGGGGUAUCACAUUGAGAGUAAGGAAAGAAACAGCCUCCUGUGGGUGAAACAAAACAAAACAUUAAUUCCAGACACAAGAUUCAAGAUAGGUGGCCUUGAAGAGGGAAUUGAAUAUGAAUUUAGAGUUUAUGCUGAGAAUAUCGUUGGUCUUAGCAAAGCAAGCAAAGUAUCAGAAAUCCAAGUGGCAAGAGAUCCGUGUGAUACUCCAGGCAAACCUGAAGCAGUGAUUGUCACAAGAAGCUCUGUAACACUCAGGUGGACACCGCCACAGUUUGAUGGUGGCAGCAAAAUCACUGGAUAUGUAAUUGAGAAGAAAGAGUUGCCUAAUGGCCGCUGGAUGAAAGCUACUUUUGCUAAUAUUAUUGAGACUGAAUUUGUUGUAAGUGGCUUGGUAGAGGAACAGCAGUAUGAGUUCCGUGUCAUUGCAAGAAAUGCUGCAGGUGUGUACAGUGCCCCAUCAGAAAGUACUGGUGCAAUCACCGCAAAGGAUGAAGUAGAACCACCUAAAAUUGACUUAGAUGCCAAAUAUUCUCAAACUGUUGUCGUUAAUGCUGGUGAAUCAUUUAAAGUUGAUGCAGGGAUACUUGGCAAACCAAUUCCGUCAGUUCACUGGAUAAAAGCUGGUGAAGAACUUACAAAUACUGCUAGACUUGAGAUCAAGAACACUGACUACAGAACUACUCUAAAUGUGAAGGAGGCUAUCCGUGUUGAUGGAGGCCAGUAUUCUUUGCUACUGAAAAAUGUUGGUGGAGAGAAAUUAGUAAAUGUCAAUAUCAAGGUUCUAGACAGACCUGGGCCUCCAGAUGGUCCAAUUUCAAUCUAUGGAGUUACCAGUGAAAAGUGCUGCAUUGCCUGGAAAACUCCAUUGCAUGAUGGAGGUGCCGAAGUGUCUUAUUACAUUGUUGAAAGAAGAGAGACCAGCAGAUUAGUUUGGACUGUUGUUGAAUCUAAAGUACAAACCCUUAAUCUUAAAAUCACAAAACUGCUUCCUGGAAAUGAGUAUAUUUUUAGAGUGAUCCCUGUAAAUAAAUAUGGAAUUGGUGAACCUCUGGAAUCUGAACCAGUGAUUGCAGCAAAUCCAUUUGUCCCACCUGAUGCACCAAGAGAUGUUGAAGUGUCCAAUGUAACAAAGGAUUCUAUGGUUAUUACAUGGGAAAGACCCAUUAAUGAUGGUGGCAAUGCCAUUACAGGAUAUAUAGUUGAAAAGAGAGACAAAGAAGGCAUUAGAUGGACAAGAUGCAACAAACGUGUAGUGAGUGAACUACGCUUUAGAGUAACAGGACUUCUUGAAAACCGAAGUUAUGAAUUCCGUGUGUGUGCUGAGAAUGCAGCUGGAGUUGGUAAACCAAGUUCUCCCACCGUGUAUUUCAAGGCAGUGGAUCCAGUCUUCAAGCCAGGUCCACCAAACAACCCCAAGGUUAUUGACGUCUCAAGAGCAACUGUUGUCCUGCAGUGGGGAAAACCUAUUUAUGAUGGUGGUUGUGAGAUUCAAGGCUAUAUUGUUGAAGCCUGUGAAGGUUCAUCCGAUGAAUGGAUGAUGUGCACACCGCCCUCAGGAAUAACAGAGACACGAUUUGAAGUUAAAAAACUUCUUGAAAAGCAUGAGUACACAUUCAGAGUCUGUGCCAUAAAUAAGGUUGGUGUUGGGGAAACGGCUGAUAUCCCAGGAUCCAUUUUCAUAGAUGAUAAACUCGAGGCACCAGAUAUUGAUCUGGAUGCUGAUCUAAGAAAGAUGAUCACCGUUAGGGCUGGAGGAUCUCUCAGAUUGUUUGUCCCUAUCCGUGGCAGACCCACUCCUGAAGUCAAGUGGGGAAAGGCUGAGGGUGAAAUCAAUGAGGCAGCACAAAUUGACAUUACAAGCAGUUACACUUCACUCAUCAUUGAAAAUGUUAACAGAUUUGACAGUGGAAAAUACAUUUUAACACUAGAAAAUAUAAAUGGAACAAAAUCUGCAUUUAUUAGUGUCAGAGUAUUAGAUACUCCUGAUGCACCUGCAAACUUCCGUGUGAAGGAAGUCACAAAGAAUUCAGUCACUCUUACCUGGGAGCCACCCUUGGUGGAUGGCGGAGCUAAAAUAAAAAAUUACAUUGUUGAAAAACGAGAAAGUACAAGAAAGGUAUACUCUGCUGUUGCUACCUGCAACAGGAUGACAUGGAAAAUUGAACCACUCCAAGAGGGCAACAACUAUUUCUUUAGAGUUAUUGCUGAAAAUGAACAUGGUAUUGGAUUGCCUGCAGAGACUCCAGAGCCCCUGAAAAUUUCAGAGGUGCCACAGCCCCCUGGUAAAGUUUUUGUAGUGGAUGUUACACGAAAGAGUGUAUCCCUCUCAUGGGAAAAACCAGAACAUGAUGGAGGCAGCAGAAUUUCCCACUACGAAGUUGAAAUGCAGGCAAAAGGUCAGGAUAAAUGGUCUCUAUGUGCUCAAGUGAAAUCCCUUGAUACUACUGUAACUAAUUUAGCCCAAGGUGAAGAGUACAAUUUUAGAGUUAUUGCUGUUAAUGACAAAGGAAAGAGUGAUCCUAGACUCCUCGCAAAUCCUGUUGUUGCAAAGGACCUCGCUAUUGAACCCUCAGUGAGAACAAAGCUUAGUACAUACAGUGUACAGGUUGGGCAAGAUUUUAAAAUUGAAGCAAGAAUUGCUGGUCACCCAAAACCAACCAUUACAUGGAUCAAAGACGGUUCAACUCUGAAACAGACUACAAGAGUAAAUGUUGCUGACACUGCACAUCAUACCACUCUUACCAUUAAAGAUGCAACAAGAGAAGAUGGUGGUAUGUACAACAUUGCUGUGGCUAAUGUGCUUGGCCAAAAGGAAAUAACUGUUGAAAUAAUCAUACUUGAAAAACCUGGCCCACCAACAGGACCAGUCAAGAUUGAUGAAGUAAGUGCAGAAAGCAUUACAUUAUCUUGGGACCCACCAACAUACACUGGAGGCUGCCAGAUUUCAAAUUAUAUUGUCCAAAAGAGAGACACCACCACCACCAACUGGGUAGUUGUUUCUGCAACAGUGGCAAGGACUAUACUUAAAGUAGGCAAUUUGAAAACUGGAGCUGAAUACCAGUUCAGGAUCUUUGCUGAGAAUAGAUAUGGUAAAAGCUAUGGCAUUGACUCAGAGCCAGUUCUUGCCCAGUAUCCUUUCAAAGAGCCUGGGCCUGCAGGAACCCCAUUUGUGUCUGCAUUCACAAAAGACUCAAUGGUUGUUGAAUGGCACAAACCAGUCUCAGAUGGUGGAAGUGCUAUCCUAGGAUAUCAUCUUGAGAGAAAGGAAAAGAAUAGCAUUCUUUGGACAAAGAUCAAUAAAACACUUAUUCAAGACACCAGGUAUAAAACAUCUUCAUUGGAGGAGGGCAUUGAAUAUGAGUUCAGAGUCUAUGCUGAAAACAUAGUUGGAAUUGGACAGUGCAGCAAAAUCUCUGAGGGUUGUGUGGCAUGUGACCCAUGUGACCCACCAGGCACACCUCUGCCAGUGAUUGUGACAAGGCACUUAGUGAAACUCAGAUGGACACCACCAGAAUAUGAUGGAGGCAGUCUUGUCACUGGAUAUGUUGUUGAGAAACGAGACAUUCCAGACGGCCGCUGGAUGAAAGCUAGUUUUGCAAACAUUCUUGAAACUGAAUUUUCUGUCACAGGCCUGAUAGAAGACUGCAAAUAUGAUUUCAGGGUCAUUGCCAGAAAUGCAGCUGGCUCAAUCAGUAAACCCUCUGAGAGCACAGGCUCCAUUACAGCUAAGGAUGAGGUUGAACCACCAAACUAUGAGAUUGCAUCAGAGUACAGCCAGAUUUUGACGGUGAAUGCUGGAGAAACAUUUACACUGGAAGCAUCUGUAGUAGGAAAGCCAACUCCAGCAAUCCAUUGGUUCAAGGGUGAUGUGGAAGUUGAAAAUUCAGCAAGAGCUGAGAUCAAGAACACUGACUUCAAAGCCAUUCUUGUUGUCAAAGAUGCCAUUAGAAUUGAUGGAGGACAGUACACAUUGCACCUUACUAAUGUGGCUGGAACAAAGUCUGUUUCUUUCAAUGUAAGGGUGCUUGAUAGACCUGGACCCUCUGAAGGGCCUUUAACUGUCUCAGGUGUAACAUGUGAGAAGUGUUCAUUGUCAUGGCUUCCUCCACGGCAUGAUGGUGGCAGCACUAUUUCCCAUUAUAUCAUACAAAAGAGAGAAACAAGUCGUCUUGCUUGGACUGUAGUUUCAAGUGAUUGUGGAGCAACCAUGUUUAAAGUUACAAAGCUUCUAAAAGGAAAUGAAUAUGUCUUCCGUGUCAUGGCUGUCAACAAGUAUGGUGAAGGUGAACCUCUUGAAUCAGCACCAGUGAUUAUGAGGAAUCCGUUUGUUCGACCUGGGCCACCAAAAGAUAUAGAAAUAACAAAUAUUUCUAGAGACUCUAUGACGGUAUGUUGGAAUCGUCCUGAAACUGAUGGUGGAAGUGAGAUUGUUGGUUACAUUGUGGAAAAGAGAGACAGAGCUGGAGUUCGUUGGACAAAAUGUAACAAACGCAGAGUCACAGACUUACGUUUCAGGGUCACAGGCUUGACAGAGGAUCAUGAAUAUGAAUUCAGGUUAUCUACAGAAAAUGCUGCAGGAGUUGGCCAGCCAAGUCCACCAACUAUUUAUUACAAAGCUUGCGAUCCAACAUUCAAGCCUGGUUCACCAACUAAUGCACACCUUGUUGAUACUACAAAGAAUUCAGUCACCAUCGCGUGGAGUAGACCAAUAUAUGAUGGUGGCUUGGACAUCCAGGGCUAUGUUGUUGAGAUAUGUAAAGCUGAUGAAGAAGAAUGGACCACAUGUACCCCACCUUCUGGAUUAAAUGAUACUAAAUUUACAAUAACUAAGCUCACUGAACACCAAGAAUACAAAGUUCACAUAUGUGCCCUGAAUAAGCUGGGUGUUGGUGAGCCGGUGUCCAUCCAAGGGACCAUCAAGCCAGUGGAUAAGAUGAAUGCCCCCGAAAUUGAGCUUGACUCUGAGUUGAGGAAAGGUAUCGUUGUGCAUGCUGGAGGAUCUAUGAGAAUACACAUACCCUUAAAAGGACGCCCAGCUCCUGAAAUAAACUGGACCAAGGAUGAAGGAGAUUUACCAGAUAAAGCACAAAUAGAAAAGGGACCAGAUUACACCCAACUAUCAAUCGAUAUAUGUGACAGAAAUGAUGCUGGGAAAUAUACUCUAACUUUGGAAAACAGUGCUGGUAAAAAGUCAGCAUUUGUGUCAGUUAAAGUAAUGGAUACACCAGGUGCUCCACAGAACCUUGUUGUGAAAGAUAUAACUAGAAACUAUGUCACCCUUGUUUGGGAGCCUCCGCUUAUUGAUGGUGGUUCAAAAAUAAAAAAUUACAUUGUUGACAAGCGUGAAUCAAAUAGAAAAGGAUUUGCAAACAUUACUACUAAGUGCACCAAGACUAGCUUCCGAGUUGGUGAUCUUACAGAAGGUGGUAUUUAUUAUUUCAGAGUCAUGGCGGAAAAUGAAUUUGGUGUUGGUCUGCCUGUAGAAACAGAAGAAUCUGUAAAGACAGCUGAUCCUCCUCUAUCUGUUGGAAAGGUCACUUUGACUGAUGUGACAAAAUCUACAGCAACACUGUCCUGGGAUAAACCAGAUCAUGAUGGUGGAAGUAGAAUUUUAGGUUAUUAUAUUGAGAUGCAGCCAACAGGAUCAGAAGAGUGGAUAGUAGCUACAGUCACCAAAACAUGUGAGGGAACAGUUACUGGGCUUAGUUCAGGAAAAGAGUACCUCUUCAGAGUUUUUGCCUACAACGAGAAGGGAAAAAGUGAUCCAAGACCAUUAGCUGCUCCUGUCAUUGCCAAAGAUGUCACUUUUGAACCAGCCAUUAAAUUGCUUUCCAACACGUACAGUGUUCAAGCUGGUGAAGAUCUUAAAGUGGAAAUACCAUUUAAUGGCCGUCCAACUCCAAAGAUUUUAUGGAUGAAAGAUGGACAAGCGCUGAAAGAGACAACUAGAUUAAACGUCUCAAGCUCUGCAACAUUAACUGUUCUUAAAAUUAAAGAUGCCAAUAGAGAGGACUCUGGCAAAUAUACAGUCACAGCUACAAACAGUGUGGGAACAGUCACAGAGGACAUUGGCAUAAUCAUUCUUGACAAACCAGGUCCACCAGUUGGACCAGUCAAAAUUGAUGAAGUAAGUGUGAACUAUGUUACAAUCUCCUGGGAGCCACCAUUAUAUACGGGAGGUUGUCAGAUAAACAACUACAUAGUUGAAAAACGUGAUACUACCACUGUCAACUGGCAGAUUGUUUCAGCAACCAUUGCUCGUACCACAAUCAAAAUCUCUAAGCUGAAGACUGGUUCUGAAUAUCAGUUCAGAGUGUUUGCAGAGAACAGGUAUGGAAAGAGCACAUCCCUAGAUUCAACAGCAGUUGUUGUCAGUUAUCCUUUUACUGAGCCUGCAGCUCCUGCUGCACCAUUUGUUUCAUCAGUGACAAAAGACCACAUGGUCAUUGAAUGGAAACCCCCCAGCAAUAAUGGCGGUAGCCCUGUAAUUGGGUAUCACCUAGAGCGUAAAGAAAAGAAUAGUAUAUUAUGGACAAAACUUAACAAGCUUCUUAUCACUGACACUCGACUCAGAACAAAUGGUCUGGAGGAGGGAAUUGAAUAUGAAUACAGGGUGUAUGCUGAAAAUAUUGCAGGAAUCAGUCCAUCAAGUAAAGUCUCAGAAACUGUUGUUGCACGUGAUCCAUGUGAUGCCCCUGGAACUCCUGAGGCCAUUGUUAUUACAAGAAAGCUAAUAACUCUUCAGUGGAGUAAACCACAAUAUGAUGGUGGAAGUGCAAUCACAGGAUAUAUUGUUGAAAGGAAGAAACUGCCUGAAGGUCGUUGGAUGAAGGCCAGUUUUGCAAAUAUUAUAGACACACAAUUUACAAUAAGUGGAUUAGAAGAGGAACAGAUAUACGAAUUCAGAGUAAUUGCUCGAAAUGGAGCUGGUAUUUUAAGUGCACCCUCUGAAAGCACUGGACCAAUUACUGCUCAGGAUGAGAUUGAAGCUCCCUCAGUCUCCAUGGAUUCAAAAUUUAAAGAUGUUAUCAUUGUAAAAGCUGGUGAGAUCUUUACUAUUGAUGCUGAAAUUGCUGGCAAACCUCUCCCUGAUAUUAUGUGGCUUAAGGAUGGAAAGGAAAUUGACAGUUCUACACCCAGAAUGGAGAUUAAAUCCACCAUAACACAGACAGUUCUGACUGUUAAGGACUGCAUCAGGGUAGAUGGCGGACAUUUUGUCUUGAGUCUUAGUAAUGUUGGUGGAACAAAGCUGGUACCUGUUAAUGUCAAGGUUCUUGAUAGGCCUGGUCCACCUUGUGGCCCUUUGAAAGUAACUGGUGUCACAGCAGAAAAAUGUUAUUUGCACUGGAGCCACCCAUCACAUGAUGGUGGAGCUAGUAUUUCUCAUUACAUUAUUGAAAAAAGGGAAACAAGCAGGCUUUCUUGGACAGUAGUGGAACCAAAAAUUCAAGCCAUCAGUUAUAAAGUCACUAAACUCUUACCUGGUAAUGAGUAUAUAUUUAGGAUCAUGGCAGUGAGCAAGUAUGGUAUUGGUGAGCCACUUGAAUCUGAACCUGUCGCUGCAAAAAAUCCAUUCAACCCAUCCAGUCCACCCUCAACUCCAAAGGCAAGUGCAAUCACUAGAGACUCUAUAGUCCUUACAUGGGAACGGCCAGAGAAUGAUGGUGGAUCACAAAUUGAGAGUUAUACUCUUGAGAAACGUGAUAAAGAGGGUAUUCGGUGGUCAAAAUGUAACAAGAAAAGACUGAAUGACUUGCGUUUCAGAGUCACUGGUUUGACAGAGGGACACUUCUACGAAUUCAGAGUAUCUGCUGAAAAUGCUGCUGGUGUAAGCACACCAAGUGAACCAUCUGAGUAUUACAAGGCUUGUGAUGCAACUUAUCCUCCUGGCCCUCCUAACAAUCCUAAAGUGACAGACCACUCAAGCACAACUGUUUCCCUGGCAUGGAGUCGACCAAUUUAUGAUGGUGGGGCAGCAAUCUCAGGAUACAUUGUUGAGAUAAAGGAAGCCAAUGUAGAUGAAUGGACGGUAUGCACUCCACCAACUGGUGUACAAGCAACUCACUACACUGUCAAAAAACUAAAGGAAAAUGCAGAAUAUAACUUCCGCAUUUGUGCAAUUAAUAUUGAGGGUGCUGGAGAGCAUGUUGAUAUUCCAGGGUCUGUAAUUGCUUCAGAAAAACUUGAAGCUCCUGAGGUAGAACUUGAUACAGAUCUUAGGAAAAGUGUGACUGUGCGUGCCAGUGCGACACUACGCUUAUUUGUCACGAUAAGGGGAAGGCCUGAGCCUGAGGUUAAGUGGACAAAGGUAGAUGGUACAUUAACAGAGCGGGCUCAAAUUGAAGUUACAGGCUCGUACACUGUGCUUGUCAUUGACAAUGUUAACCGCUUUGACACUGGCAAGUAUGUAGUGACUCUAGAAAACAUUAGAGGCUCAAAAUCUGCAUUUAUUAAUGUUAAAGUCCUUGACUCUCCAAGUGCUCCAGUGAACUUUGAAAUUAAGGAUGUAAAGAGAGAUUCUGUGCAGUUACAGUGGGAGCCUCCACAAAUUGAUGGUGGAGCCAAGAUUACCCAUUACAUUGUAGAGAAGCGUGAAUCUAAAAGAAUGGCAUUCACAACUGUGACAAACAACUGUGUCAGGAAUUCGGUCAAAGUUGACGAUCUCCAAGAAGGAGGUCUGUACCACUUCCGUGUAUUAGCUGUGAAUGAACUUGGUGUUGGCUUGCCUGCAGAGACCACAGAUGCAGUGAAAAUCUCCCAAGCACCCUUACCACCUGGUAAAAUUACAGUUGUUGAUGUAACCCGCCACACUGUUACUCUUGCAUGGGAAAAGCCAGAUCAUGAUGGUGGCAGUAAAAUUACAGGCUACACAGUGGAAAUGUUAACUAAGGGAUCAGAUAAAUGGACUGUGUGUGCUACAGUAAAGGCACUGGAAGCCAUAAUUGAAGGACUUACAACAGGAGAGGAAUACAGCUUCAGAAUAACAGCUCUUAAUGACAAAGGAAAGAGUGAUCCUAAGCCACUGGGAGCACCUGUGUGUGCAAAGGAUAUUACGAUUGAACCAAUUAUUGAUUUGGUUUUUAACACUUACAGUGUAAAAGCUGGAGAUGAUCUCAAAAUUGAUGUUCCAUUCAGAGGCAGACCACAUCCAGAGGUCACAUGGAAAAAGGAUGGUCACUCAUUAAAACAAACAACCAGAGUAAAUGUUCUGACAUCAAAGACAUCAUCUAAGAUUGUCAUCAAGGAUGCAACAAGGGAGGAUGUAGGAAAAUAUGAAAUUAGAUUAGCCAACACAUUUGGUGUUAAAUCAGCAGAAAUAUCUGUCAUUGUUCUUGAUAAACCAGGUCCACCAGGUGCUAUCAAAGUAGAUGAAGUAAGUGCUGAUUUUAUUUCAUUAUCAUGGGACCCUCCGAUUUAUGAUGGUGGCUGUCAAAUUAAUAAUUAUGUGGUUGAGAAGAGAGAUACAACCACGACAGCAUGGCAAAUCGUUUCAGCAACAGUUGCAAGAACAUCAAUGAAAGUAAGUCGUUUGACACAAGGAACAGAAUAUCAGUUCCGUAUUGCUGCGGAGAAUCGUUAUGGUAAGAGCCAUGCAAUUGACUCUGCCCCAAUAGUUGCACAGUACCCCUUCACACCUCCAGGCCCUCCAACAAGUCUUCAAGUUUCUCAUGCCACUAAAUUAGGAAUGCUAGUUACAUGGAACAGACCACCAAGUGAUGGUGGAAGUCCAGUUAUUGGAUAUCACUUGGAAUGCAAAAACCAAAGCAGCCUUCUCUGGACAAAGAUUAACAGAGGUCUUAUUACAGAAACUCAGUUCAAGGUUACUGGUUUGGAAGAAGGCCUCUUCUAUCAGUAUAGAAUAUAUGCUGAGAAUAUUGCAGGCAUUGGACCUUGCACAAAGGCUUGUGAUCCUGUUGCUGCUCGAGAUCCAUGUGAUCCUCCAGGCCAGCCAAUAGUGAUGAACAUCACAAGAACAACUGUUUCUCUCUCUUGGGCAAAACCGGAGUAUGAUGGUGGAGCCAAGUUGACUGGUUACAUUGUUGAACGAAGAGAACUUCCAGAUGGCCGGUGGUUAAAAUGUAAUUUUACUAAUCUUCAGGAAACUUUCUUUGAUGUGACUGGCCUGAUUGAAGAUCAAAGAUAUGAUUUCCAUGUUAUUGCAAAGAAUGCAGCUGGUUUACUCAGUGAGCCAUCAGAGGGAACAGGACCUGUAACUGUAAAAGAUGAUGUUGAUCCACCACGCAUCACAAUUGAGGACAAGCUAAGGCAACUGGUUGUAGUUAAGGCUGGAGAUAUAUUGAGAAUUGAUGCUGAAAUUUCUGGACGUCCAAUUCCUGUGAUUUUGUGGGCAAAGGAUGGGAAAGAAAUUGAAGCCAAGGCCAGAGUUGAGAUUUCUUCAACACUUACUAGUACAACACUAAUUGUAAGAGAUGCCAUUAGACGAGACUCUGGACAAUAUGUUCUAACAUUACAGAAUGUUGCUGGCACCAGAUCUUUAGCAGUGAACUGUAAGGUCCUGGAUAGGCCUGGUCCAUCAUCUGGGCCACUGGAAGUAAGUGGUGUAACUGCAGAGAAAUGUACAUUGACCUGGGGACCACCUCAAGAAAAUGGUGGUGCUGAAAUUCAGCAUUACAUAGUUGAGAAACGUGAGACAAGCCGGCUUGCCUGGACUCUGGUCUAUGCAGAGAUGAAGGCCACAACAUGUAAAGUAACAAAACUGCUCAAAGGUAAUGAAUAUAUAUUUAGAGUUCGGGGUGUUAAUAAAUAUGGAAUCGGUGAAGUUCUGGAGAGUGAUCCCGUUAAGGCAAUGGAUCCAUUUACAGUCCCUGCUCCACCAACAAAUGUUGCGGUCACUAGUAUUACAGGUGAAGCAAUGACAAUCUGCUGGGAAAGACCUGUCUCUGAUGGAGGUAGUAGUAUUUCUGGCUAUGUAAUUGAGAAAAGUGAGAAAUCUGGUCUUCGUUGGGUCCGUGUCAACAAAAAGCCUGUUUAUGACUUAAGAGUCAAAGCUUCCAAUCUUCGUGAAGGAUGUGAAUAUGAAUAUCGAGUCUAUGCAGAGAAUGCAGCUGGUUUGAGUGUGCCAAGUGUGCCUUGCCCCCUCACAAAGGCAGAAGAUCCAUUAUUCCUACCAUCACCUCCAGCUAAACCUAAAGUAAUCGAUUCUACAAAAACAUCAAUAACACUCUCUUGGAACAAGCCAUUGUUUGAUGGUGGCUCUCCAGUCACAGGAUACAUGGUUGAAUACAGGAAAACCAAUGAUGACGACUGGACAGUUGGAGUCAAUAACACCACAAGCACAGAGUUCACAAUGGUUGGACUCACAUUAGGGGCAGAGUAUGUCUUUGUAGUCAGAUCGAUUAACAAGAUUGGCCCAAGUGAACCAAGCCCUGAAACUGAUCCACAGAUAGCAAAGGACAGAGAAGAUGAGCCAGUCUUCCUUAUUAGUAAUGAAAUGAGAAAGACACUGAUUGUCAAAGAUGGCAGCUCAUUUACCCUUAAAGUUCCAUUCAAGGGAAAGCCUAUACCACAUGUCAUGUGGAACAAACCAGAUGUUGAUCUGAGAGUUCGGGCAGCUAUUGAUACCACUGAUAACUGCACAUCUAUCACAAUUGAGCAAGCUACAAGAGAUGACUCAGGCAAAUACACUGUAGCCCUCCAAAAUGUAGCUGGAACUGCUACACUGACAUUGAGUGUAAAAGUCCUUGAUUCUCCUGGACCACCAGCCCGUAUUGAAGUUAAGGAAGUCACCAAGAGCUCUGCAACUAUUACAUGGGACACCCCUGAAAAUGAGGGUGGUGCUCCAGUCAAGAACUACCUUGUUGAUCUCCGUGAGGCAACUAAAAUGGGAUGGACCAGGAUUACAGACAGUUGCCACCGCCUGACUUAUAAACUGACUGACCUUCAAGAAGGAGGUGUUUAUUAUUUCAGAGUAACUGGAGAAAAUGUUUAUGGUAUAGGAGUGCCAAUUGAGACAAAAGAAGGAACUAAGAUUACAGAAAAACCAAGUCCACCACCCAAGCUUGGCGUCACAGAUGUCUCAAAAGACAGUGUCUCACUAGCUUGGCUUAAACCAGAACAUGAUGGUGGUAGCAGAAUCACAAAUUACCUUGUCGAGGCUCUUGAGAAAGGGCAGCAGAAGUGGAUAAAGUGUGGUUCCACCAAAUCAACUCACUUUGUUGUCUAUGGAUUGAGAGAGAAUGCUGAGUACUACUUUAGAGUCCGGGCUGAAAACCAUGCUGGACUUAGCGACCCCAAGGACAUGGUUUUGCCUGUGCUUGUUAAGGAGCAGUUGGAGGCUCCUGAGAUUAACAUGAAGAACUUCCAACACAACACUGCCUAUGUAAAGGCAGGUUCAAAUCUCAACAUUGAGAUUCCCCUCACUGGUAAACCACUACCAAAAGUAUCCCUCUCUAAGAAUGGACAGGUUCUAAAAUCAACCUUGAGAUUCAACUCUGAAGUGACCACUGACUCCCUUAUCAUUACUUUGCGUGAGAGUGUUGCUUUGGAUGCAGGCAGAUAUGAUAUCACAGCCUCCAACUCUAGAGGAACCACAAAAUCCUUUGUGAAUCUUGUGGUCCUUGACAGACCAAGUCCACCAGUUGGCCCUGUUGAAAUGUGUGACGUCACAGAGGACAACGUAAGCCUGAAGUGGUUGCCUCCCACAUAUGAUGGUGGUAGCCCUAUCACAAACUACAUUGUUCUAAAACGUGAGACCACUACUGCAAACUGGGUAGAGGUUUCAUCUGCUGUUGCAAGAUGCACAAUCAAGAUCAUGAAGCUGACUACUGGAGUUGAAUACCAGUUCAGAAUCAGAGCUGAGAAUCGCUUUGGCAUAAGUGACCAUAUUGAUUCACCUUCUGUUACCGUCUGUCUUCCAUACACAAUCCCCACGGCCCCUUCACAGCCAUGGGUGUCUGCUGUAACUAAGGAAAGUGUCACUGUUAACUGGAAGGAGCCAUCUUCUGAUGGUGGAAGUCAUGUCUUUGGAUACCACCUUCAAAUGAAAGACAGAAACAGCAUUCUUUGGCAAAAGGUUAACAAAACUGUUAUCCGAGCUACACAUUUCAAAGUAUCAAAUGUGAAUGCUGGCCUAAUCUAUGAGUUCAAGAUUGCUGCUGAAAAUGCUGCUGGUAUUGGUCCAGUUAGCAAGCUCUCAGAUCCAGUGCUUGUAAUUGAUGCUUGUGAACCUCCAAACAACCUUAGAGUUACCGAUAUCACAAAGAAUUCAAUAAGCCUUGCCUGGCAGAAACCCUCAUAUGAUGGAGGAAGUACAAUUACAGGAUAUCUAAUUGAAAGGAAAGACGGUCCUAAAGGAAGAUGGUCAAAAGCUAAUUUGACAAAUGUUACGGACACAAAGUUCACUGUGUCAGGCUUGACUCAGAAUGAAUCUUAUGAAUUCCGAGUUAUGGCUAAGAAUGCAGUUGGCUCCAUUAGUACCCUAUCUGCAACUGUUGGACCAGUCACAUGUGUGGACACAUAUGGUGCUCCUGAGAUUGAACUUGGUCAUGAAUAUCUUGACACUGUAAAAUACAAAGCAGGAGCUGCAAUUCAACUUAAAGUUGGUAUUAUUGCAAAACCUCAACCAACUAUUGAAUGGUACAAGGAUGGAAAGGAGCUUGAGCCCGGAGCUCAGAUUUCCAUCUCCAACACCACAGAUUCUGCAUGCAUCUCAGUCAAGGAUGCCACACGUGUGGAUACUGGAACAUAUGAACUCAAGAUCAAGAACUCUUUAGGCUCAGCAUAUGCAUCUAUCAGAGUACUUGUCCAAGAUAAACCGGGACCUCCUGCUGGAGAGAUACAAUUCAAGAAAGUCACUGCAACUACUACAACCAUCAUGUGGGAACCUCCAGCUGAUGAAGGUGGUGCAAUGGUGACCCACUAUAUUGUGGAGAAACGUGAGACAAGCAGAAUUAUGUGGUCCAUAAUCUCAGAGAAGCUGGAAGAUUGCAUUGUCACAGUGCAAAGGCUCAUUAAGGGUAAUGAAUACAUUUUCCGUGUGCGUGGUGUAAACAAAUAUGGAGUUGGGGAACCUCUGGAAUCAAGACCAGUAAUUGCACAAAAUUCAUUUGUUCCUCCUAGUCAGCCCUCUAAACCUCAAGUCACUAUGAUUACCAAGUCAACAAUGACUGUGGUAUGGGAAAGACCAAGUUUGGAUGGUGGCAGUGAUAUUGAUGGAUAUUACUUAGAGAAGCGGGAGAAGAAGAGUCUACAGUGGUUCAAGGUUAUUAAAGAUCCAAUUCGUGAUACCAGGCAGAAAGUUGGCAACCUCACAGAGGAAAAUGAAUAUCAGUAUCGUGUCAGUGCAAUCAACAAAGCUGGAGCAGGCCCAUAUUCUGAUGCAUCCAUAUUCUACAAAGCUUAUGACCCCAUUGAUCCACCAAGUGAGCCAACCAAGCUCGGAGUUGUUGAUUCAACAAAGACAUCCAUUACCCUUGGAUGGGUGAAGCCUGUCUAUGAUGGUGGUAGCGAAAUCACAAGCUAUGUUGUUGAACAACGAAUGGCAGUUGAGAAGGAAUGGGUCACUAUAAGCUCUAAAGGUGAAGUGAGGACGACGGAGUUUGUGGUGUCCCACUUGAAACCUGGAGUGUAUUACUUCUUCCGUGUCUCUGCUGUUAACUGCGCUGGAGCUGGACGUCCAAUUGAAAUUAUACAGCCAUUGCAAGCCAAAGAUAUUCUGGAGGAGGCUGAUGUUGAUCUGGAUAUCUCAAUGUCAACUCAGUACAUAGCAAAGGCUGGUAGAGAUGUGGAGAUUGUCAUUCCGCUUAAGGGUAGACCUGCUCCUAAUGUAACAUGGAGAAAGGGAGACAAGAACAUUAGUGGUGAAGCAAGAUAUACCAUAAAAAACACUGAAUAUUCAACUGAGCUCGUUAUUCCAAAAGUCACAAGGGAUGAUACAGGCAAAUAUCUUCUUGAAAUUGAAAAUGGAGUCGGAGAGCCAAAAACAAUUACAGUGUCUGUUAAAGUACUGGACACCCCAUCUUCUUGCAAUAAAUUGAUAGUAAAGAAUGUGACACGAGGUAAACUCACUCUUAGCUGGGAGCCUCCUUAUAUUGAUGGUGGCUCCCCAAUCACAAAUUACAUUAUUGAGAAGAAGGAUGCUAAACUGAAGGCCUUCACUUUGGUGACAAAAGAAUGUUCCAACACAACAUACAAGGUUGAUGGUCUGUCUGAAGAAAUUUCCUAUUUCUUCCGUGUUUCUGCUGAAAAUGAAUAUGGCAUUGGUGACCCUUGUAACACAGCACAACCAGUUAGAGCAACCGAGAUGCCUGGUGCUGUUAAGGAUUUGGUAAUGGUGGACUCAUCUAAUACAUCUGUAACUUUGGCAUGGACAAAGCCUGAUCAUGAUGGUGGCAGCCACAUUUCUGAGUACAUUAUUGAGAAGAAAGAAAAGGGAGAGGAUGCUUGGAGUAUUGGUGGCACAUGCAGACGUUGCCAGCAUGAGGUAACACACCUUAAAGAACUCUCAGAAAUGUUCUUUAGAGUUUUUGCCAAAAACGAGAAGGGUUGCAGUGACUUCUCUCAAAUUGGACCAAUUACUGUAAAGUACAUUGUAAUACCACCUGAAGCAAACCUGAUUGACUUUCCUAAUGGGGAAUUAAGUGUUCGCAUUGGAGAAAAUGUGAAUAUUGACUUGCCCUUCAAAGGUAAACCAAAGCCCACUAUUCAGUGGAUGAAAGAUAAUGUGCCACUCAAGGAAAGUGAUCAAGUUCGUUUUAGACAAACAGAGAACAAGGCAAGUCUUAUUGUACGAAAUGUAAGAAAAGACAAUGCAGGACAAUACACCUUGGUCCUUGAUAACAAACUUGACAAGAACUUCUUUGACAUCAAAGUAAUAACACUUGGGCCACCAUCUACACCUGUAGGCCCAAUCAGUUUUGAUGAAAUUAAAGCCCAGAGUAUUAUCAUCUCAUGGAAUGAACCCCAGGAAGACGGUGGAGGAGAGAUCACCUGCUACAGUGUUGAAAAGCGAGAGACAUCCCAAGCUGCAUGGAAAAUGGUUUGCUCUAGUGUGAUCAGGACCACAUUUAAGAUACCAAAUUUGGUUAAGGGAACUGAAUACCAAUUUAGGGUACGUGCAGAAAACAAAUAUGGAGUUAGCGAGCCUCUCACCUCAUCGGAUGUGGUUGCUCAACACCAAUAUAAGCCACCAGGUCCACCUGGAAAGCCUGUAGUAUACAAUGUUACAAGUGAUGGCAUGACUGUUCAGUGGGAUGCCCCAAGCUUUGAUGGUGGUUCACCAGUCACUGGAUACCAUCUUGAGAAAAAAGACAGGAACAGCUUACUGUGGACAAAAGCAAAUUCCAAUAUUAUCUCUGGAAAAGAGUACAGAGUCAUUGGACUUCUUGAAGGUCUGGAGUAUUCAUUCAGAGUUUAUGCCGAAAACAAUGCUGGCAUGAGUCAAGUCAGUGAACAGAGCAAGCAUAAACUGGCAAUCUCCCCUGUUGAUCCUCCUGGCACACUUAAUUGCAUUGAUGUUACAAGAGACUCUGUAACACUUCAGUGGGAACCACCUAAACGCGAUGGAGGCAGUAAGAUUGUGGCAUACAGUGUUGAAAGGCGACAAGGAAGGGCACGCUGGUUAAGAUGCAAUUUCAUUGACAUCAGCGAAUGUCAGUUUACAGUAACAGGCCUUGCUGCAGGUGACCGCUUUGAAUUUAGGGUGAUUGCCAGGAAUGCUGUUGGAACAGUUAGUCCACCUUCUCAGUCAUCUGGUUACAUCAUGACCAAAGAUGAAAGUGUCAUCCCUGAGAUUGAGUUUGGUGCUGAGAAGACCCUCACCAUCAAGGCAGGAGAAAACAUUAAACUCAGCUGCAGUGUAAGAGGACGCCCUGUACCUCAAGUCACAUGGUAUAAAGAUAGCAAGGAAGUGGACAAAAUGCUGGUUGACAUCACAACUAUAAUUGGAUCAAGCUCACUAUUCAUCAGAGAUGCUGACCGCAAUGAUCGUGGUAUCUACACAGUUGAAGCCAAGAACAGUUCGGGUACAACAAAAGUGGAUGUUCUUGUCAGAGUACAAGAUACCCCUGGUCCACCCGAGGGCCCACUUCGCUUCACAAAUAUAUCUGCAGAGAAAGCAACUCUUUGGUGGAGCCCACCUGAAAAUGAUGGAUGUGCACCUAUCACUCAUUAUGUGAUUGAGAAACGUGAGACUUCCAGAAUUUCAUGGGCACUUGUUACAUCCAAGUGUGAAGCCUGCUCUUUUAAUGCCACAAAGCUGAUUAAAGGCAAUGAAUAUCAGUUCCGUGUAUCCGCUGUCAAUAAAUUUGGUGUUGGCAAGCCAAUGGAGUCUGAUCCAAUCAUUGCUCAAAUGCAAUACACGGUACCAGAUGCUCCUGGGACACCUGACUGCACACAUGUGACUGGAAACAGUAUUACUCUAUGCUGGACAAGACCAAGACACGAUGGCGGAAAUGAGAUCAAGCAAUACAUUCUUGAAAGACGAGAGAAGAAGAGCUUAAGAUGGGUGAAGGUUUCAUCUAAGAGACCAAUAACCGAGCUUAGGCACAGAGUAACAAAUCUUACAGAAGGAAAUGAAUAUGAAUUCCGUGUUAUGGCUGAAAACGGAGCUGGUAUUGGACCUGCAAGUAGUACGUCCAGAUUGUUCAAGUGCAGAGAGCCAACAAGUGCACCCAGUGCACCAACUGUGGUGAAGGUAAUUGAUUCUACUAAGACAUCUGUUACUUUGGAAUGGACCAAACCUGUGUUUGAUGGUGGUAUGGAAAUCAUCGGUUACAUAAUUGAUAUGUGCAAGGCAAGCCUUGAGGAAUGGCACAGAGUCAACAACCAGACUUGCAUCCAUACCAAAUAUACAAUAACAGAUUUAGAACCUGGUGAAGACUACAAAUUCCGUGUAUGUGCAGUCAAUGGUGCUGGGAAGGGAGAAACCUCUGAGAUUCCAAAUGUAGUACAAGCAGUUGAUAGACUGACAUCACCAGAAAUUGAUAUUGAUGCAGACUUCAAACAGACACAUGUUGUGAGAAAUGGUGGAACAGUCACACUUCAUAUUCCCUUCUGUGGAAAACCAGCCCCCCUUGCAACAUGGACAAAGGCAGAUGGAGAACUUGGUGUAAUGGUGGAUAUUCAUACCACAGACAUAUUCAGUACCUUGACAAUUGAAAAUUGCAGCAGGUAUGAUGCUGGCAAGUAUACACUUUCUCUUGAAAACAACAGUGGUCGUAAAUCUAUCACAUUAACAGUGAAAGUGUUGGACACACCUGGACCACCAGGACCUCUCUCAUUCAAGGAUGUCACAAGAGGUGCCCUGACACUCAUGUGGGACGCACCAUGUAAUGAUGGCGGUGCCCGUGUUCAUCACUACAUUGUUGAGAAGCGAGAGGCAAGUCGCUUGAGUUGGCAAGAGGUUAGUGAAAAGUGCACACGUCAAAUCCUAAGAGUGACCAACCUCGCUGUAGGCAUAGCAUACUUCUUUAGAGUUAUUGCAGAAAAUCAGUAUGGCAAAGGUGAGCCAUAUGAAAUGUCAGAGCCUAUAAUUGCCACAGAAGAGCCUGCACCUCCCAAGAGACUGGAUGUUAUUGAUACCACAUCCUCAACAGCCACCUUAGUAUGGAUGAAGCCUGAGCAUGAUGGUGGAAGCCGCAUUACAGGGUACAUUGUUGAGACUAGAAAGAAGGGCUCUGAUCGCUGGGUUAUUGGUGGUCAAACCAAAUCUUUGAAAAUGGUUCUUGAAGGAUUGGUUGAGAACACAGAAUAUGAAUUCCAUGUCAUGGCCCAGAAUGAUGCUGGCAUUAGUCAGCCACGAGAUGCGCUAGGCUCUGUCAUUAUUAAGGAGCCUCGUAUUGAACCAACUGCAGAUCUUAGUGGCAUCAAUAAGCAGCUCAUCACUUGCAAAACAGGAAAUAACUUUACCAUUGAUAUUCCAAUCAGUGGGAGACCAGCUCCCAAGGUAACAUGGAAACUUGAAGAAAUGAAACUCAAAGAAACAGACAGAGUAUCAAUUAAGACUUCUAAAGAUAGAACCACUCUACUGGUUAAGGAUGCCAAGAGAGGUGACAGUGGAAAGUAUUAUAUCACUCUGGAGAAUGCAGCUGGAUCAAAGACAUUCACUGUCACUGUCAUUGUCAUUGGAAGACCAAGCACACCAAUUGGACCUGUUGAAGUUUCAGGAAUCACAUCAGAGUCCUGUGUAUUGACAUGGUGUGAACCUUCAGAUGAUGGUGGAACGGACAUCACCAAUUAUAUUGUUGAGAAGCGUGAGUCGGGGUCCACUACAUGGCAAGUUGUGAAUUCAAGUGUGAAACGGACCACCAUCAAAGUAACUCAUCUGACCAAGUACAUGGAGUACAGUUUCAGAGUCUGUGCUGAGAACAAGUUUGGUGUUAGCAAAUCUAUUGAAUCUCAAGCUAUUGUUGCUGAGCAUCCAUUUGUCCCACCAAGCCCACCAACUCGACCAGAUGUUGUUUCAGUGUCUGCUAAUGCAAUUUCUUUCCGCUGGGAUUUGCCAUAUAAUGAUGGUGGAAGCCAGGUAAAUGGAUACUGGAUUGAGAAGAAAGAACGCAAUACUAUUCUGUGGGUGAGGGAGAACAAGAUCCCUUGCCUUGAGUGCCACUACAAGGUCUCCAAUCUCAUUGAAGGCCUUGAGUACCAGUUCAGAGUUUAUGCAAUGAACAUUGCAGGCUUGAGUAAAGCAAGUGAAGCAUCAAGGCCAGUGC